Anopheles cruzii is the source of this 56500-nucleotide messenger RNA. RefSeq names its product titin-like. The record is from RefSeq and is a predicted model, not a curated record. Gene Ontology annotation, molecular function: protein binding. Lineage: Eukaryota; Metazoa; Arthropoda; Insecta; Diptera; Culicidae.
AUGCAGCGACCGAACCCUGAUCAGCCACCGUUCCAGCUGCAGCAGCUGCAGUCGCAGCAGCAGCAGCAUCAGGUGCGCCAGCAGCAAUCGUCGAUGAUGAUGCAACAAUCGUCAACGACGAUGCAGCAGCAGCAGCAGCAGCAGUUUAUGAGCAGCCAGCAGGAGUUUUCGCAGCAACACCAGCAAUUUAGCAGCUCCCAGCAACGGAUCAGUAGCAGCCGCUCGGAGCAGCACUCCAGCGUGAGCCAUCAAGUGACCCAACAGCGAGUGCAACAGCAGCAGCAGCAACCGCUGCAGUUGCAGCAGCUGCAGCAGCAUCCGGUGCAGCAACCGCAGCCCGUCUACGGUGUGCCGGUGACGCCGGCCCCAACCGUCGUUGCGCCCGUCACGCCCGUCACCGCCGGUGACUACUCGCCGCCGGUGUUUGAGCAGAUCUUCAAGAACUCGCGCUUCGCGCAGGGCGGCAACGCCCUGUUCGAGGGCCGGCUCAAGGGUAACCCGCGGCCGGAGGUUUCGUGGACUCGGAAAGGCGCACCCCUUCUCGACUCCACGAAGCACCGGCUGGCGUACAACCCGGCCACCGGCGCCGUCUCGCUGAUGAUCAACCAGAUCGGUCCGGGCGACGAGGGCGAGUACACGUGCAAGGCGCGGAACGCGGUCGGCGAGGCGAUCUGCUCCGUGUUCAUCCAGCCCGAGGGCAUGCCGACGCCGCACUUCCAGCAGCAGCAGCAGGUCCAGCGCCGGGAGCAGCAGACGCAGCAGCGCCAAACCGUGGUCAAGCAGCAGUACACGAAUGGGUACUCGCACACCGAGGAGGAGUUCAAGGUGGACACGUUCGAGUAUCGGUUGUUGCGCGAGUCCUCGUACCGGGAGUCGAUCACGCGCCGUUACCAGGGCGAAACCGAUGCCGUGCUGGUGACUGCGCUGGACCCGGCGCUUGGUCCGGCCGCGGCACCGCAGAUUGGCCAGAAGCCCCGCAAUUCGAAGCUGGCCGAAGGGUCGGAUGCGGUGUUCAGUACGAGUGUGAUCGCUAACCCGCGACCGCGACUGUCCUGGUUCAAGGACGGCCAGCGAAUCAUCCCAUCGGCCGAUCGGUACGAGGUGAGCUACGCGAACCAGCAGGCCACUCUGCGCGUCCGGAACGCAACGGCCCGUGAUUCGGGCCACUACACCCUGCUGGCGGAGAACCCACAGGGUUGCCAGGUAUCGUCGGCCAUUUUGGCGAUCGAACCGGUCGUCGCCACCGAGCACCAGCAGCAGCAGCAGCAACAGGUGGUGACGCAUUCGACCGAGGCGACCAAAGCCCUGGGACCGUCGUUCGUGACGCUCAUUCAGGACGCGGAAACGACCGAGGGCAAGCUGGUGCGGUUCGAUUGCCGCGUAACGGGUCGCCCGUACCCUGAGGUUGCCUGGUACAUCAACGGCAACCUGGUGACGGAUGACGCCACGCACAAGGUGCUGGUGAACGAGUCCGGCAACCACUCGUUGAUGAUCACCGCCACCGGGCGGUACGAUCACGGCGUGGUGACGUGCGUCGCCCGCAACAAGACGGGUGAAGUGGCCGCUCAAGCGAAGCUGCUCGUGUGCGAACGGGAACAGAUCGUAGCACCGAAGUUCGUGGAGCGCUUCACGACCGUCAACGUGAAGGAGGGUGAACCGGUGCAGCUGUUUGCGCGUGCCAUCGGAACUCCGUUGCCGCGUAUCACCUGGCAGAAGGAUGGCAUCCCGCUCGUGCCCGGGCCAGAAGUGCAGAUCUUUAGCGAUGACAGUGGAUCGACCACGGUUGACAUCGGAAGGGCUCGCGCCACCGAUGCCGCUUGGUACCAGUGCACGGCCCAGAACGUGGCCGGAACCACCGCGACCCGAGCAAGGCUGUUUGUCGAAACGCCGAAGGGCCCAGCCCCGGAGCAGAAGCGUCUUAAUUUGCCACGUCCGACCAAGGUCAUCCAACCGGAGGCCGCUCCCGAACCGGAGAUCAUCUUUCUGCGGCACGUGGAGCGGGCUGCUCCGCAUCUGCCACCGAAGGAGGAGGAACGGACGUACCCGCCGCCGAAGUUCAUCGUCCCGCUCGGGGACGUUGCUCAGGUCGAGGGUGGGAAGGUCCACUUCGAGGCACGCAUCGAGCCGGUCUCGGAUCCGACGAUGCGCGUGCAGUGGUUCCUGAACGGCAACCUGAUCCAAGCCAGUUCUCGCGCGAACACCACGUUCCAGUUCGGGUUCGUGGCACUGGAUCUGCUGACGAUCGUCAUGGAGGACAGCGGCGAGUACCUGUGCCGGGUGUCCAGCGCGACCGGGGUAGCCGAAUCGCGGGCCCUGCUGAGCGUACAGCCGAGGCCACCGGUCGAGCAGCAGUCGCAGCACCAGCAGUCGACGCUCGAUCAGCUGCAGCACCUGGAGGACUACUCGAAAUACGUGAGGACGGAGAGCAUCGAAGAGGUGGUCAACCAGCGGCCCGCUUUCACGCGCCCCCUGCAGGACCUGGGCGAGCUGGAGGAGGGACGGAACGCGCACUUCGAAGCGCAGAUCACGCCCGUCAGCGAUCCGACGAUGCGCGUCGAGUGGUACAAGGAUGGGCGUCCGAUCACGGCCAGUUCGCGCAUUACGGCGAUCUUUAACUUUGGCUACGUGUCGCUCAACAUUAUGCACCUGCGGGCUGAGGACGCCGGAACGUACACGGUGCGUGCGGUGAACCGCAUCGGCGAAGCGAUCAGCACGUCGAAGAUCAGCGUGGUCAGCAAGGCACCCGUGACGGGCGAUCUGGGUAUUUCGGAGCAGCGUAACUACAUCCAGAAGAUCGAGGAGCUGGAGCAGUACCAGAAAUACCAGAAUAUGAAGUUCUACGAGGAGACGCCCGAGAGCACGCAGCGGCCAGAGUUUAAGAGCCCGAUCUCGGAUCAGCUGGGCGUGCGCGAGGGAGGCUUCGCGCACUUCGAGGCUCGCCUCGAACCGGUCGGCGAUGCGACGCUGCGUGUGGAGUGGCUCAAGGAUGGGCACCCGGUCGAGGCGAGUUCGCGCAUCACGUCGUUCUGUAACUUCGGGUACGUGGCGCUCACGAUCAAGCAAGUCACCGUGCACGACGUCGGUCAGUACACGUGCCGGGCGUACAAUUCGCUCGGCGAGGCGCACGUCACCGCACGGUUGACGGUCGUGACGCGCCAGGACAUCAUCGUCGACUCGCAAACGAGCCACAUGGGAAUGGAGAAGAUCCAGUACCUGGAGGACGCGUCGCGUUACACACGCACCCAGGAGGUAGAGCAGCAGGUCGUUGUCCAGCCGGAACCGCGCUUCCUGGGGCCGCUCAAGGGUACGACAAGGAUCGUCGAGGGGCAGCGCGCUCACUUUGAGGCUCGCCUGGAACCCCAGUCCGACCUGACGAUGCGCGUCGAAUGGUACCACAACGGACGUCCGCUGAUGAGCGCCAACCGGAUCCAGACGUACCACGAUUUUGGGUACGUGGCGCUCGACAUUUUGGAUGUGCGCGCGGAGGACUCCGGCACCUACACGCUGGUCGCCAUCAACAGUGCGGGACAGGCGCAGGUCGAAGCGACGAUGGUCGUCGAAACACGCGCCGCGAUCGAUACGACCAGCAUGCACCACGUGGUGGAGCGCUCGCAGCAGCAAAGCGAGAAGCAGUUCGUCGAGCCCCAGUACCAGAUCGAGGAGCUGUGCAAAUCGAAACCGAUCUUCACGCAGCCCCUGUCCGAUCCGCAACCGGUCGGCGAGGGUCGCAACAUCCAUCUGGAGUGUAAACUGGAACCACUGGGUGAUCCGACGAUGCGCGUCGAGUGGUACCAGAACGGGCGCCCGGUUACGGUCGGGUCGCGCUUCAAGACGUACUACGACUUUGGCUUUGUGGCGCUGGACAUUCUCCACUCAACGGCGCUCGACUCGGGCGAGUACACGGUCCGGGCAACGAAUCAGCUCGGAUCGGCCCACACGUCCGCUUGUGUGCGUGUGAUCACUCGUUCCGAUGUGAUUACCGAGGCGCAGAGCGAAAUGAGCGUUGAACAGAUGCAGUACCUGGAGGAUGCGUCCCGGAUGCGGCGCGACGUACUGGAGGACAUUACCGUGAUGUCGCCACCCCAGUUUGCCCGCUCGCUGCACAACAUCGAAACGUUCGAGGGCACCAACAUUCACCUCGAGUGCCGCCUGCAGCCGGUCGGUGAUCCGUCGAUGCGCGUCGAGUGGUUCGUGAACGGGAUGCCGGUCAAGAUCGGCCAUCGGUUCCGACCGGCGUACGAGUUCGACUACGUGGCGCUCGAUCUGCUCGGUGUGUACGCGGCCGACUCGGGUGUGUACACGUGCCAGGCACGCAACUCGCUCGGCGAAGCGGUCAACUCCUGCUCGGUGCGCAUCAUGGCCAAGAAGGAUCUGAUCCUGGAGACCCAGUACCCGGCGGGUCUGGAGAAGCUCCAGUAUCUGGAGGACAUUGCGCGGUACCGCAAGACCGAGUACGUCGACGAGAUCGUGAACGUGAAGCCGCGGUUCCUGACAAAGCCGAAGAACAUCGAGCGGGCGGCCGAGGGUGGCCACGCGCACUUUGAGUGCAAGCUGGAACCAGUCACGGAUCCGAACCUGAAGGUUGAGUGGUACAAGAACGGCAUGCCAAUCACCGUCGGUCACCGGUUCCGUCCGAUCCACGACUUUGGAUACGUGGCGCUUGACAUUGUGGAUCUGAUUGCCGAGGACACGGGCACGUACAUGUGCCGUGCGGUUAAUCUGGUUGGCGUGGACGAAAUUGCGGUGCAACUAGCGUGUCGCGGUUCACAGCAGAUCCUGACCAGCACGCAGAACGAGAUGGGACUCGAGCAGAUCCAGUAUCUGGAGGAGAAGACGCGCGCGCAGCGGUCGGAGUAUCUGGACGAGAUGACGACGCAGGCGCCCACGUUCACCACUUCGCUGAAGCACAUCGAAAUUAAGGAGGGCCAGCGGGCCCACUUCGAGUGCCGGCUGAUUCCGGUGUCGGACCCGACGCUGCGGGUUGAGUGGUACCACAACGAGGCCCCGGUCAAGACGGGGUCCCGGUUUACGGAGACGAACAACUUCGGGUUCGUGGCGCUCGACAUUAUGGGCUGCCUGGCGGACGAUUCCGGCACGUACACGUGCCGGGCGGUGAACGCGCUCGGUGAAGCGGUGACCUCGGCCAGCUGCGUGGUGCACACGCGCAAGAACAUCUACUCCGAGUCACAGCACGAGCACGCGCUGACCAGUCUGCGCUACCUGGAGGACAGUUCGCGCUAUCACCGCGAGACGGAGGUGGACGAGGUCGUCACGCAGGCGCCCGUCUUUACGCUGCCCGUGAAGGACGUGAAGGUAGCCGAAGGCCAAGCGGUCCACUUCGAGGCCCGUCUGGUGCCGGUCGGCGAUGCGAAGAUGCGCGUCGAGUGGCUCCGGAAUGGCGUUCCGAUUGAGGCAUCGAACCGGACGACGACGAUGCACGAUUUCGGAUACGUGGCGCUCAAUAUGAAGUACGUGAACCCGGAAGACUCGGGCACGUACACGUGCCGGGCAACGAACGAUCUCGGCCAGGCCGUGACCUCCGCCAAGCUGAUGGUCCAGUCGAAGGCAUCGCUCGAUCUGGAAACGCAGAACGAGAGCGCCCUGGAGAAGAUUCACCAGCUGGAGGACUCGGUCCGGUUCCAGCGCCGUGAGGAGGAAGAGGUGGCCGUUACGCAACCGCCACGCUUCACCACCAAGCUGCACGGUCCGACCAGUCUGGUCGAGGGCCAGUCGGCGCACUACGAGUGCCGGAUCGAGCCGUAUCCCGAUCCGAGCCUGCGGGUCGAGUGGUUCCACAACGGGCAACCGCUCACGACGGGACACCGCUUCCGGACGACGUACGACUUUGGGUUUGCGGCGCUCGACGUGCUCACGGUGUACGCCGAGGACUCGGGCGAGUACACGUGCCGUGCGACGAACCACCUGGGACGGGAAACGUCCUCGAUCGGGCUUACAGUCGCCCCGAAGGCGGGUAUCGUGCGGGAAACGCAGCACGAGGGAGCGCUGGAGAAGAUCCAGUACCUCGAGUGUGAUGCCCGGUACGGACGCAAGGGUGACGAUGAGGCGUACGUGGCGGAGAAGCCCGCGUUCGGGCGACCGCUCAAGAACGCGUGCGUGACCGAGGGGUUGCCGGUGCACCUGGAGGCAACGCUGACGCCGGUCAACGAUCCGACGAUGAAGGUCGAGUGGUACUGCAACGGGCGCCCGAUCCAGCAGGGCCACCGGUUCAAGACGACGUACGACUUUGGUUUCGUAGCUCUCGACAUCCUGUAUGCACACGCUGAGGACACGGGCACUUACAUGUGUAAGGCCAAGAAUGCUAUCGGAGAGGCUGUCACGACGUGCGCUGUUAAAGUCACAGCAAAUGCUGGGUUAUACUUGGAGACACUUGAUGAGCAGCGACUGCAGAAGAUCAAGGAACUGGAGAGCUACCAGAAACCACAGACGCAGGAAGUCGAACCGGCCAAGCAGAAGCCGGUCUUCCUGACGCCGCUGACCAGCCUGGAGAACCUGAAGGAGGGCGACUACGCGCACCUCGAGUGCCGCGUGGAACCGAUCAACGAUCCGAACCUGCGCAUCGAGUGGUUCAUCAACGGCAAGGCAAUCCGCGCCGGUCACCGAUUCCGCACGACGCACGAUUUCGGCUACGUUGCCCUCGACAUCCUGUACGUGUACGGCGAGGACUCGGGCACGUACAUGUGCAAGGCGACCAAUCAGGUCGGCGAAGCGGUCAGCACGUGCAACAUCCGCGUCACGAACAAGCGGAACAUCAUCUUCGACUCGCAGCACCCGGACGGGCUGGAGAAGAUCCAGAAGCUGGAAGCCCACGUGCGUCCGUCGCGCCUGGAGCUUGACGAACCGGAGGUAACGGCCCCGCGCUUCGUAACGGAACUGCGCGGCACGACCGAGAUCGCCGAGGGACAAACGGCACACUUCGAGGCGCAGGUUGAACCGAUCCACGAUCCGAACCUACGCAUCGAGUUCUACCACAACGGCAAAGCGCUCCAAUCGGCAUCCCGAUUCCACAUCACGUUCGACUUCGGAUACGUGGCCUUGGACAUCCAACACGCCGUGGCGGAGGAUGCCGGCGAGUACACGGUCAAGGCGAUCAACGCGAAGGGCCAGUGCAAGUCUUCGAUCAAGAUGCAGGUCACGGCGAAGGGGGCGAUCAUUUCCGAAACGCAGCACCCGGAGGGUCUGGACAAGAUCAAGCAGCUGGAAGGGGCCGGUCCAUUCCGGCGCCCAGAAAUUCAGGAUGCGGUCACGCGCCAGCGGCCCGUGUUCACGCAGCCCCUGCAGAACAUCGAUUUUGUCGCCGAGGGCCAAACGGCACACUUCGAGUGCCGGUUGAUUCCGGUGGGCGAUCCGAACCUGAAGGUCGAGUGGUACCGCAACGAGAAGCCGCUCGAGGACAGUUCGCGCAUCGCGAAGCAGCACGACUUUGGGUUCGUCUCGAUGGAUCUGCAGCAUGUGCGCGAGGAAGACGAAGGCGUGUACAUGUGCCGGGCGAUCAAUCCACUCGGCGAAGCCGUUACGACCGCUUCGAUGCGCGUCCGCACGAAGGCCAGCAUCCAGAUGGACACGCAGCAUCCGGAAGGUAUGCGGAAGAUCAUCGCGCUGGAGCAACCGCACCAGGCACGCCCCGAAGAUCAGGAGGCGGCGUUCGAGAAGCCGAUCUUUACGCAGCUGUUGAGUGGUCCCUCGGAACUGUGGGAAGGCCAGCAUGCGCACUUUGAGGCGCGCGUUGUGCCAGUCGGGGAUGCCAGCAUGCGGUACGAGUGGUACGUGAACGGGGUCGAGCUGAAGAUGGGCUCACGGUUCCGGACAACGAACGACUUUGGGUUCGUGACGCUCGACAUCAACUCGGCCGUCGCAGAAGACUCGGGCGUGUACAUGUGCAAGGCGAUCAACCGGGCCGGUGAGGCGGUUUCGUCCACGACGAUGAAGGUCAAGUCGAAGGCCUCGAUUGCGGGCGAACCGCUGCUGCCGGAGGCCUGGGAGAAGAUCCAGCUGAAGGAGGCCGCCAUGAACCGGGUGCCGGAUAUGUUCGUCGACACGACGCCUCAGCAGGCACCUGUCUUCACGACGCACCUCGAGAGCCACGACAAACUGCAGGAAGGACAGCACGUGUACCUGGAAGCACAGGUGGAACCGCGGGCCGAUCCGAAUCUGCGUAUCGAGUGGUUCAAGAACGGCGUCGCCAUCACGACCGGCGCCCGGAUCCGCAGCACGUUCGAUUUCGGACUCGUCACGCUCUCGAUCAACGGACUGCGGGCGGACGAUUCGGCCAUCUACACGUGCAAGGCUACCAACCAACUUGGGGAGGCCGUUUCGACCGCUACGCUCAAGAUCGACGCGAGCCACUGGCUGCUCGGUGACACGCUGCACCCGUCGUCGGUGCAAAAGAUCCACGAUCUGGAGGCACCGCGCAUGAACCUGCGCGACGUCCCGGAGGCGCAGUUCGAGUCGCCCGUCUUCAUUAGCCACCUGAACAACGUGGAGAUCAAGGAGGGCGAGAACGCGCGCUUCGAGUGUAACGUGCAGCCUUCGAAGGAUCCGACGAUGCAGAUCGAAUGGUACGCCAACGGGAAGCCGCUCGCGACCGGGUCGCGCUUCAAGACGACGUACGACUUCGGGUUCGUAGCGCUGGACAUUUCCGGCGCGUACGCCGAGGACUCCGGUAUCUACACGUGCAAGGCAACGAACGCGAAGGGUUCGGCUUCUACGUCCGGAUCGCUGCGGUGCACCGGUACGAAGACGAUGUACCUGGACACGCAGCACCCGCAAGGUGCGGCCGGUCUUGAGGCCGUCCAGGACACGGAGGCGGCCCUCGCCAACCGGCACCGGCGGGAGGAUGGCGCACCCGACACCACCUACCCGAAGCCCCAGUGGAUCGUGCAGCUGCAGUCGGAGUUCCGGCUGACGGAGGCCGAAUCGCUGCACCUGGAGGGCACGGUGGAGCCGAAGGACGAUCCGAACCUCAAGAUCGAGUGGUUCUUCAACGGGAAGGUGCUCCAGCACGGAUCGCGCUUCCGGAUGACGAGCGACUUCGGUUUCGUGACGCUCGAUCUGUCCGAGGUGUACGAUCGCGAUCAGGGCAUCUACACGUGCAAGGCGUACAAUGCGGCCGGCGAGGCAUUCACCUCGUCCACGGUGUACUGCGCCGCGAAGGAGAGUCUGAUCGAGCGCACGCAACACCCGAAGGGUACCGAGGGACUCGGAAAGAUCCAGGAUCUGGAGGACUCGCUGCGCCGUCCGGGCGCCGGUCAACCGGAGGCGGAUGCGGGCCACGCACCUCGCUUCACGUCCGAGUUUAUCGCGAUCACCAACAUCGGCGAGGGUGAGAUUGCGCACUUUGACGCCACGCUCAUCCCGACCGGCGAUCAGUCGAUGGCGAUCGAGUGGUUCUACAAUGGCAAGCAACUGGACGCGAGCCACCGCGUGCGUACGGUGUACGCGUUCGGCAUGGUGGUGCUGGAGAUCCUCGGAACGAAGAUUGAGGAUUCGGGCAGCUACACGUGCCGCGCGACCAACAAGUGGGGCACGGCGGAGAUCAGCGUGCAGCUGGAGUGCGUGGAGAAGCCGUCGGGCCAGAAGCCGCGCUUCACGACGCACAUCCAGAACCUGGAGGGCCUGAAGGAUGGGCAGUCGGCGCACUUCGAGUGCACGCUCAUCCCGGUCACCGAUCCGGAUCUGAAGGUCGAGUGGUUCCACAACGGCAAGCCGAUGCGCCACUCGAACCGCAUCAAGCCGGUGUCGGACUUUGGGUACGUGCUGCUGGACAUUGCGUACGUGCAGAACCACGACUCGGGCGAGUACGUGUGCCGUGCGUCGAACAAGUACGGCGAAGACUCGACCCGGGCCACGCUCAAGUGCUUCGGCAAGGGCGGCGUGUACCUGGAAUCGCUGCAGCCGGACUCGUUGGCCCGUAUCCGGGAGCUCGAGGCACAGGCUGGCUCGAAGCAAACGGCCGCUGGAUCACCGGUCGGUGAAGCACCGCGGUUUACGACGAAGAUCGCGGACGUCAUGAAGCUGGUGGAGGGCCAGAGCGCUCACUUUGAGGCGCGCCUGACGCCACUGAACGAUCCCGAGCUGGUGGUCGAGUGGUACUGGAACGGGCAGAAGCUUCCGCACGGACACCGGUACCGGACGUUCCACGACUUCGGCAUCGUCAUCCUGGACAUCCUGUACUGCUACGAGGAGAACUCGGGCGAGUUUGAGUGCCGGGCGACGAACAAGUACGGAUCGGACAGCACCAAGGCGUCGCUGAAGUGUAUCUCGAAGGCGAACCUCAUCCUCGACUCGCAGCUUCCGCGCGGUAUGGAGGGUGGCCUGGAGAAGAUCCAAACCCUGGAGGAUUCGCUGGUGCGGACGCGCGACGAACGCGACCGGGUCGAGGGUGGCCGGGCACCGGUCUUCACGACUCCGCUGUCGAACAUUGACUCGCUGCGCGAAGGCGAAAGCGCUCACUUUGAGGCCAAACUCACUCCGACGGACGAUCCGAAGCUGAAGGUGGAGUGGUUCUGGAACGGGAAACCGCUCAAGACGGGUUCCCGGUUCCGCACGUUCUGUGACUUUGGAUUCGUCAUCCUGGAAAUUUCACCCGUCUACCCGGAGGACUCGGGCGAGUACUCGUGCCGGGCGACCAACGACUACGGCCAGGCGGUCACGACCUCCACGAUGAAGGUGCAAGGCAAGCGUAGCAUCAUCCUUGAGUCGCAGCUCCCGAAGGGCAUGGAGGGUACGAUCGAGAGGAUCGCACAGCUGGAGGGAUUGGGCAUUCCGCACGGUGGCCUCGGGUCACCGGACGACGAUACCGGGAAGCCGCCCGAGUUCAUUACGACACCGUCGGACAUGACGCUGACCGAGAACUCGCUGGCCCACUUCGAGUGCCGGCUGACGCCGAUCAACGACCCGAGCAUGCGCGUCGAGUGGUACCACAACGGAAAGGCGCUGUGGGCCGGAUCGCGUAUCAAGACGAUCAACGAUUUUGGGUUCGUGAUCCUGGAGAUUGCCGGCUGCUACCAGCGCGACUCGGGGCUGUACACGUGCAAGGCGACCAAUCGGCAUGGGGAGGCGACCGUCUCCUGCAAGCUGACCGUGCGCGGUCGCCAGGGCAUCAUCAUGGAGCCGCAGCUACCGUCGAACUUCCGCACCGGAACCGAAAGCAUCCAGAAGCUGGAGGAACAACUGCACAAGCGCGAAGAGCUGCUGAUGGACGAGGAAGAAGGCCGGCCACCGAAGUUCGUGGUCGAAAUCAAGGAUAACGUGGACAUUGCCGAGGGUGGUCCGGUGCACUUCGACUGCCGCGUCGAACCGGUUGGCGAUUCGUCGAUGCGGAUCGAUUGGUUCCACAACGGCAAACCGUUUGCCACCGGGUCCCGGGUGCAUAUGCUGAACGACUUUGGGUUCAUUGCGCUCGACAUGGACUACGCGUACGUGCGCGACUCGGGCGUGUACGAAUGCCGGGCCACGAACAAAUGGGGCACGGCUUCGACUACGGCCAAGGUGACGGUGGUGUCGCGCGGUGGCAUCGUGCUGGACUCGCAGCUCCCGGAGGGUAUGACGGCGUCGAAGCUGAAGGAACUGGAACGGGGCAAGGUUACGCUGGCCACGCAGGAAGAGCGUACGUUCGGUCCACCGAAGUUCGUGUCCCAGAUCCAGUCGGCUACGAUCGACGAAGGUGAAACGAUCCGGUUCGAGUGCCGCGUCGAGCCGAAGGAGGACCCGAAACUGCGCGUCGAGUGGUUCCGCAACGGAAAGCCGCUUCCGAGUGGCCACCGGUACCGUACGAUCUACGAUAUGGGCUUCGUGUCGCUCGACAUCCUGUCGGUGUACACGGAGGACGCCGGCGAUUACACGUGCCGGGCGUUCAACGAGCACGGUGAGGACGUGACGAAGGCGCACAUCACCUGCAAGAAGCUGCCCUCGAUCGUGCUCCAGAACCAGAUCCCGAAGGGGAUGCAAAAGUCCGAGACGCUCAUGCAGAUGGAAGCGACGAUCAAGAAGUACACCGAGGAGAUCUUCCUCACCGAGGACGAUCUGUUCGACCCGGACCGCAAGCAGCCGCCCCGCUUCGUUACGCAGAUCAAGGAACAAACGAACCUGGUCGAAAUGCAGGCCACCAAGUUCGAGUGCCAGCUGGCGCCGGUCGGCGAUCCGGACAUGAAGGUCGAGUGGUUCUACAACGGCAAACCACUGCCGUACAAGAAUCGCUUCACUCCGAUCUACGACUUUGGCUACGUGGCCAUGAACUUCGGCUGGGUCUAUCCGGAGGACAGCGGCGAGUAUCUGUGCCGUGCCACGAACCUUUACGGUAUGGAUGAGACUCGGGCCGUCAUCAAGACCACCGGCAAGCCGGGUAUCGUCUACGAUUCGCAGCUCCCGAAGGGCAUGAAGAGCAUCCAGAAGAUUCGCGAGAUGGAAGCCUUGUGGAAUUUGAACAUUCCGGAGGUGAUCGACGAGACGCAGAAACCGAAGAAGGAACCGGCGUUCGUUAGCCGACCGGAAUCGAUCGAGGUGGAGGAAGGCGAAUGGGCUCGGUUCUGCUGCCGUGUCACGGGUCAUCCGAAGCCGCGUGUGAUGUGGCUCAUCAACGGACACACCGUGGUCAAUGGUCAACGUUACAAGCUGACGUACGACGGUAUGUACCACUUCGACAUCCCGAAGACGCGCCAGUACGAUACCGGCAAGAUCGAGGUGAUUGCGCGCAGCUCGGUCGGUGAGGCGGUCGCUAGCUGUGAGCUGAAGAUUACUCCCCGUCGCGACGAUUACCGUGGCGUGCUGAAGAACUCGCCCAGACCAUGGUACGACUACGACCUAGUCGCGUAUCAGAAGGGCCGCAACGAGACCGACCUGGAGACAACGCUGCAGGAGGAGAAGGCGAAAAAGAAGCGCGUCGCCAAGGUGACGCAGAAGGCGAAGGUGAAGAAGGAGGGCGAAACCGAGUGGCAGAAGACGGUCAAGAAGCGGAAGGGCGAGGAGUAUUACAGCAAGCUGGCCGAGCUGGAGACGGAGCAGUUGACCAAGGAGCAGAAGAUGCGCGAAGAGAAGCACCAGUUCGCGAUCCCGGGCGAGAAGGUUGUCAGCCAGUCGCUCGCCAAGGGCAUGGCCAGCGCCUACGAGCAGACCCUCGAGGAAACGAAGGAGAACGUUGAGCUAACGGAGGCACCGCGCAUGAAGCUGGUUCCGGAGCCGACGGAAACGUCCGUCCAGGGUAAGGAGGUGCACGUGUCGCAACAGAAGCAAACGCAGAAGGAGGUGUACGACGAUAAGGAGAUCAUCCGCAAGAUCACCGCCACCGAGACGACCGAGAUGGAACACAAGGGUACGACGCAGGAGCGUGUGGUCGAGGGCCCGGUCCAGCCGACGAAGCCGCCGGUGUUCACCAAAAAGAUCCAGCCGUGUCGGGUGUUUGAGAACGAACCGGCCCGGUUCGAGGUCGAGUUCGACGGUGAACCGAUGCCGACGGUCAAGUGGUUCCGGGAGAACUUCCAGAUCCACAACUCGUCCGACUUCCAGAUCCACACGUUCGGCAGCAAGUCGGUGCUGAUCAUCCGGCAGGUGUUCCUCGAGGAUUCGGCCGUGUUCGCUGUGAUCGCCGAGAACCGGGGCGGUACGGCCAAGUGUAGCGCCAACCUGGUGGUGGAACAGCGCCGGCAGCAGGGCCGCGGAGGCGUCAUCCCGCCCAGCUUCGUGAGCACCAUCACCGAUACGACGGUGUCGGCCGGCCAGCUGGCACGGUUUGACGCGAAGGUUACCGGCACGAAGCCGCUCGAUGUGUACUGGCUGAAGGGUGGGCAGAAGAUCGCGCCGAACAUCAAGUACAAGACGCUCGAGGAGGACAACAACUACACGCUGCUGAUCAUCGAGGCGUACGCCGAGGACGGCGCCAAGUACGAAUGCGUUGCCAUCAACGGUGCCGGCGAGGCCCGGUGCGAUGCCGUCUGCACGGUGGAUACGCCGGUGACGCCCAUCAUCGAGAAGCCGGCCACGCCCGGUACCGAGCGCCCGCCGACGUUGGUCGAGCCGCUCAAGGACAAAACGGUGCCCGAGGGCCAGUCGGUCGAGUUCCGGACGCGCGUCACCGGCAAACCGACACCGACCGCGCAGUGGUUCAAGGGCGACAAGCAGAUCAAACCGUCCAAGUACUUCCAGAUGGCGAAGGACCGGGAUGCGUUCACGCUGAUUGUGACCGAGGCGUUCCCGGAGGACGAGGGCCAGUAUCUGUGCAUUGUGUCGAACGCGGGAGGGGAGGUGCACACGACCGCCACCCUGAAGGUGGUGGCCCCGGAAAUGCCGGACGCGGUGCCGAAGCUGAGCGAAAUGAAGGACUGCCUGGUGGACGAAGGUUCACCGGCCCAGUUCAAGACGAGCAUCGUCGGCAAGCCGACCAAAAUGACCGUGCAGUGGUUGCGCGAGGGUCUGCUGAUUCCGGAGUCGCCCGACUUCCAGAUGAUCAACGAAGGCAACAAUGCGGUCCUGCUGAUCGGCACCACGUACGAGGAGGACUCCGGCCUGUUCACCUGCCGGGUGACCGCGUCCGGCGGGCAGGUCGAGACGUCGGCCAAACUGAUAGUCAAAAGUAAGAAUACUCAUAACCGACACAAGCCAGAGCGCCGGAAGCAGCUGCGUCAGGUGCUGACGACCGAUGGCGUCCCGGUGCCCCCCAAGUCGGUCCCACACGUUGGAACGCAACCGUCGACCACGUCGUCGACUGUUCAACAGCAGCAGCAGGACCAAAGUGAUGCGUCGUACGAUAGCAGCACGAGCCAGGAGGUGGACACCGAGUUUGUGCCCCAAGGUGACGAGAGUCUGCCGUGGCGCCAAUCACGCAGCUCAUCGCUAGGUCGGCAACCGGGGGUCGCCCCGUGGAGACGUCCGUCUCAGGACGGGCGGCGUACGUCGCGCGAUCGGUCGCUAUCGAUCGAUCGGCGGGAAGAAGUGAAACCGUGGACCUCGGAGGUUGUUAAGCUGAAGAAGACCGCCACCGAGCGGAAGACGAUUGAGAAGGAGAAACUAGCCAGUGUCCAGCUGAAGCCGACGCAAAUUCAGAAGCCCCAGAUCAAGCGGGAGCAGCUGGAGAAGGUCGACCUGAAGAUGGUCAAGCAGCAGCGGCAACGGGAAGAGAUCAGCGAACAGCACAUGGAGGAGAUGGUCGAGGCCAUCAUAAGCGAGCGGACGGAGGAUCAGGUCGACUAUGGGGUGCAGAAGCUGCGCCACGAUGAGGACAUUUCCAUCUUGGAGAUCACCCAGCAGGUGGAUGAGCUCAUUCUGCGGGAUUCGCAAAAGACGAAAGGCGAAGGAGUACCGUGGCGUCGCGGAGGCCCCCGAAAGGAGAAGCAGGAGUUUGUGGAGACGGACGAAAGUAAUCGGCUAACGGUGAACCGGGAGGAGGUUACACUCGAGCACGACCAAAAGGCCGGCGUGGCCUGGCGCCGUGGUAAGGCGCCGGUAGAGCCGGAAGUGGAGCGUCAACCUUUCGCCCAGGUCGAAGACUCGGCCCUGCUCAGUGUGGAUCGGUCGGAGGAGCAAGAAGCGAAACAAGUGGAAGUGGAAAAGGGAGUUCCGUGGCGUAGAGGUCCCAAACCCGAACGGGGACAGUUCACGGAGCAGGAAGAUAGCUCCCUGUUGACGGUGGAGCAGAGCGAACAGGAGAUCGAAACGGCUCCCACUGAGAAGCCGGUCGCCUGGCGAAGAGGUCCCAAGGAGCCAAAAGAACCGCUGGAGCCGGAGGAGAAAGCAGCAGAGGAGCAACCGCCGUCGGUGCCGCCGUGGAUGCGUGGACGUAAGCCAGGUCCGAAGCGGGAGCUACCGAAGCCACCGGAGCCAGAGCAGAUCCCGCAAGUGGCGCUGAAGCCGACACCGCGACAAAAGAAGGAACUGGUCCGGGAGACGAUCGAGGAGGUAUCACUGAAGCCAGUGCCCAAGAGGCCGCAACCGCAAGAGGAAGCUAGCCCCGCCGCCGCCGAAGAGGCGCCGGAGCAACGAACGAAACCGAAAAAGAUCACCGAACUCACGCCGAGUCAGGAGUUGGAGUGGUUGGAGAAGGUAAACUUGGAACCGGUGGAGAAGCCACCGGUGGCCCAUGAACCGGCCGUGGCAGAGAAACGACCGGACGAACCGCCGAAGGAGGCCGCUGCACCCGAGCAGCCCUCGUGGAGACGUACGAAAAAGCCGAAGCCAGAGGAGCCGACGCAGGAGGAGAAACAGUGGCCCACAGGCAAACGGAGGCCACUGCCGGAAGAGCCGAAGGAAGACAUCACGCUGAAGCCAAUUCCGAGGCCCAGCGUUGAGGAGACUCCGGUACCGGUUGAGGACGCUUUUGUUGGUCGCGUUCCACAACCACCCAUCGAAGAUACAGAGACCGCAGUGCUGGAGGAGGAAAAGGAACAGGAGUCAUCACUACCGCCAUGGCGAAGAGGUAAGAAACCUGCGCCAAAGCGUGAAUUGCCGGCCCCGGCUGAACCGGAGCACGUCGAGCAGAUCGCUCUUAAACCUACACCGCGCCAGAAGAAGGAACUACCGAAGGAGUCGAUCGAGGAGAUCACCCUGAAACCCGUGCCGAAGAAACCCGUCACCGAAGAGGUCCCGGUGGCCGAACCUGAGGAAGCGGAAGUCAAACCGGUGAAGGUGGUAAAGAAGAAGAAGGAAAAGCCUUUGCCGACGGAACUAGAAAAGAUGACGCCGCUCGAGUUCAGCCCUACGGAGGCACCGGAUGCAGAGAGAGAAGAGUUGGAACGGAUGCCUGUCCAAGAGAAGCCGGCAGAGCCGGAUAGCGAGCAGGAGAAAACAAGCUGGCGUCGACAGCAGAAACCCAAAUUAGAACCGGAAGUGCCCGAGGAGAAACGGUGGCCAACGGGUAAACGGCAUCCACUGCCGGAGCAACCUCACGAGGAGGUGCUACUGAAGCCGAUUCCGAAACCCUCGAAAGAGGACGAAUCGAAACCGGUGCAAGAACCAGUAAUCAAGCCACGACCUGUUCCGGAGUUGCCUGACAAACCGGAAACGGAACUAUCACUCGAGAAGCCCGAACCACCAGAGCCCGAGGAGGACAAGUCCGCAAGUCUUCCGCCGUGGCGUCGGGGAAAGAAACCGACCACGAAGCGGGAACUUCCGAAGCCAGCGGAACCGGAAGUGGUGGAAAAGGUGGAGCUGAAAGCGACCCGCCGUGAGCGAAAAGAGAUACCGAAGGAAAGCCUCGAAGAAGUGACACUAAAGCCGGUUGCGAAGAAGAUGCCGGAGGAACCGAUACCGGAGCCAGUGGAACCGGUUGAAUCGGUUCUGGCACCGGCACCGAAGAAGGUCAAAAAACUGAAGCCAAAGCAACCAUUGGAGGCACUGGACAGGGUAGAGUUCGAGCCACGACCGGAUGUGGAAGAAGAGGCCCCCGGGCCGGAACCCGUACCAGCGGUUGAACCUGCGCCCGAGGUACCGCCUGAGGAACCCGCAAAAGAUCGCUGGAUUAGGAAGCAAAAACCGAAACCAGACGAACCGGAAGAAGAGUUGAAGAAGUGGCCCACCGGCAAGCGGCACCCGCUGCCGGAGGAACCGAAGGAGAAAGUUACGCUCAAGCCAAUCCCUAGACCAACUAAGGAGGAAGAACUUCCAAAAGAACAGCCUCGCCCGGGUGCUCCAGAACACAAGCUCGACCAACCGGCCGAGGCGCCCGCCGAGGACGAUGAGUCUCAUCUGCCACCGUGGCGUCGGGGACGCAAGGGAGUGCCAAAGCGCGAAAUCCCCGUACCCGAGCCGGAGGUCAUGGAAACGGUCACCCUGAAGCCGACUCCAAAACGAGCGAAGGAACUACCGCAGGAAACACUCGAAGAAGUGUCACUCAAACCGGUCCCGCAGCAAGCGCAGGAAGAAGUCCUGCCACAGGACACCGUCGAGACGGCGGUCGUGAAGGAACUCCCGACGAAGAAGGUGAAGAAACCGAAACGCAGGGAAGAACUGGAGACUUUGGAGAAACCGCUCUACCCGGAAAUCCCGGAACCGGACGAAGUCCAACUGGAGAAGGUCGAACCAACCGUAGAAGCGCCUGUCCAGGUGCCAGAAGAAGUGACACCACAGCCUGCCUGGAGGCGAACGCCAAAACCGAAACCGGCCGAGACGGAGCCGGAAGAGAAACAGUGGCCAACGGGUAAGCGUCGCCCACCGACCGAGGAGCCGAAGGAAGAGGUAACGCUGAAACCGAUUCCACGGCCCCAGCAACAGCAGGAACCAGCCCCGGAACCGAUGGAACCCACGACCCCGUGGCGUCGGACGAAGAAAGAAAAGUCCCCGGUUCCGGAGGAGGAACCAAAGGAGUGGCCCAAGGGCAAGCGAAGACCGCUCGUCGAUACACCCAAGGAGGAGGUGAUCUUGAAACCAAUUCCUAAGCCCACCAAAGAGGAAGCUGCACCGGAACCUGUAGCGGCUGUGGAACCCAUCUUGAAGCGCCCGGAACCGGAAGAACCGGAAUCGCGACCGUACCGGCGGGGCAGAAAAGAGUUGCCCAAGGCCGAGGAGCCACCGGCGCGCGAGGAAGUAACGCUCAAGCCCGUCCCGAAGCGGGCAGCAGCCGCGGAGACGGUCCGGGAGGAAGUCAUACUGAAACCGGUCCCAGCACAGCAAGCUCUCGUGGAAGUUGGUGAAGAAUCUCUCGCUACCCUAGAACCGGCGCCUGAGGAACCGGAAGCUCGGGUGGCAGAAACCGUCAUGGACAUUGUGCCGGAGGAGGUACUCGAUCUGAUUCCGGAGCAGACACCCCGCGAGGUGGCGAAGAAGCGCAAGUCACGCAACAAGAAGCACGUCGUGUUCCGGGAGGAACUCAGCACCUUCGCCAUGGAACCGGAGGACGAGCCGGAAGAGGACGUAGAACCGGAGGAAGAAGCGCUCCCGGUCGAGUCCAGGUCGAGCAUUACGCUGUCCCGCCCGGACGCAAAACCCUUGGAACCGGUGGCCGCCAUGGAGGUAGUGCCAGAAGAGGAAGUACAAUCCGAGUUCCGCAAGGAGCUGGAGGUCCGGGUGCAGUCCAACAUCGUGAAGCGGGAGAGACACCGGCGGGUGUUCAUCGACGACCAGGGUCAGCCGCUACCGGAGCUGGAGAUCAUCACCCAGAAGCGGGUCCAGGAGGUUACGGACAAGGUGGCCGAAGAGGAGGUGCGCGAGGAUCGCCAGCUGACGGAGAAGACCCAGCGGCUGCGCCUGGCCGAGACACGGAUCGAGGAGCAGAGCUCGGUAACGGUAGUCCAGCCCGACGUGCGGCCGCCGAGCUUUAUCGAGAAGCUCCAGCCGCUGGUCUGUGAGCCCGAGCAGCCGGUCCUGCUACGUGCCCGGCUCCAGGGAGUCCCGUUCCCGACGGUGCGCUGGUUCUUCAACGACACGGUCCUGUUCGCCAACCCGGAGUACGUGAUGGGUGUGGUCGAGGACGUGGCCACGCUCGAGAUCGCCACCGUACAACCGUACCACGUGGGAAUCUACACUUGCGAGGCACGGAACGUGGCCGGAGUGGCGACGAGCCGGGCGAAUAUCGUGGUCCAGGAGCGUCCGGAAACCGGCGAAGCACCACGCUUCGUGGUGCCGCUGAAGAUUUCGCUCGACGACGCCAAGACGCUGGCCACGGUUACGUGCCAGGUGGCCGGCAUUCCAACGCCCACGGUGCGCUGGCUGCGUGACGAGAUCGAGAUCACCGAGGAAGAAACGCGCAUCGAGACGCUCUACGAGGAACGCACCGGUCACGUCCGGUUGACGGUGGCCGAACCGCAGCAAAACGUGCCAACCGUGUACACGGUCGUAGCGGAGAACCGAUUUGGUCGCGCGGUUGGCAAAGCGAACGUCUUCAUCCAAGCGAUCGAACGGCGGGAGCCGACUUUCCGGCCACAGGCGGUGGCUCCACAGAUCGUGCAGCCGCUCGAGGCGCAGGUUGUCCGGACCGGAAGCACGCUGGUGUUUGAGUGUCGGUACACCGGCGUUCCGCGGCCCACCGUCAGCUGGUUCCGCAACAGCAAGGAGGUGAUCGAAGAGGAAGAGAUCACGAUUGAGACGGAGGAGUUCCGGAGUAGGCUGGAGAUCCGGAGCGUCACCCGGCAGCGUGGCGGCAAGUACGAGAUCCGGGUUACGAACGAGGCCGGUGAAGCCAGAUCUUCCGCAUCGGUGGCCAUCUCCGACUCGAGCGACGCGGACGAAGCGAAAGCACCACGCUUCGUGGAACCGCUGGUGCCGAGGUUGAUAGCCGAGGCGGAGGUGUGCAUUCUGGAGGCGUCGGUUGACAGUUACCCGACCUCGACGUUCCAGUGGUUCCGCGAGGGUACCGCGAUCACCUCCAGCAACGAGCGGCGCAUCGUCACGACCGACAACCGCUCGAUUCUGAUCAUCGAAUCGUUCGCCCGCACGGACCGCGGCGCGUACACGUGCCGGGCGGAGAACGUGGCAGGUUCGGUAACGUCCACUGCGACCGUCCAGACACUGGACACCAUCGAAACGGAGGUUACCGAAUACAUAUCACCGCGGUUUUUGGAAACAAUCAAACCGACGCGUGUUAUGGACGGCGAACGGCUGACGCUCGAAUGCCGGGUCGUGGCGAUGCCGCUGCCGCGCGUCCACUGGUACCACGACGGGCAGCAGAUCCGCGAGACGAAGGACAAGCAGGUGCAGCAAGACUCGGCCGGUCGGUGCGUGCUCACCGUUAGCGAGGUGUUCCCGGAGGACACGGGUGAGUAUACGUGCGUGGCGGAGAACCGGAUCGGCGAAGCGAUCUGUCGCGCCACCGUCAGCGUUGAGCCGUUCGAGUACGUGCCGGAUUCGGAGCAGUUCCGCAGCUCCGAGGAAGACCUGUUGACCGAUAAGUACGCGGAACCGCUCGAAUACGCACCGGAGAUCGUGAAGCAGCUGCCGACGGUGGUCCACUCGCAGGAACGCGAACUGACCAAGCUGGAGGUGAAGGUCGUGGCGCACCCGAAACCACAGAUCCGCUGGCUGAAGGCGGGCGAAGAGAUUAUCCCGUCGGACGAGUUCCAGAUCGAGAACCUCGCCGACGGUACCUCGAUCCUGAUCAUCACCGACAUCUAUCCGGACGACUCGGGCGAGAUCACGUUCGAAGCGCACAACGCGCUCGGCGUCGCGCAGACGACCACCGCACUGGUCGUGGAAGAAAUUGUCGGCACCAAAGCGUAUCGCAAACCGGAAUGGGUCCAGCACAUGGAAGAGAUGAAGGAAGCGCUGAAAGCCUCGUACUCUGUGCCGUCGUACUCGGUCGAGAUCAAAGAUUCGCGCGCCAUGCUGGGCGAGAAAGGAUUCUUCGAGUGUCACUACGCGGGCAAUCCGAAGCCAGAUAUACUGUGGUACCGCAACGGUAAGAUCGUGAUACAGAACGAGCGGACCAGGAUCCGCACCAGUGACACCCAGUCCACGCUGACGAUCUACCCGGUGGAGGUGUCGGACUUUGGGUUCUACAAGUGCAAAGCGAUGAACGAUGCCGGCACGUGCGAGUCGGUGUCGAAGCUGAUCGAGAGCAUCGUGCCGACGCUGAGCGAUGACGAGCGCGCGGAACUGGACGCGGCCCGCUCGCCAAGGCGCGGCAGCCGGGCAGGGCUCCGGAAUGGCAAGGCGACCGACAAGAUCGAGCUGGUGGUCGAGGAGAGCGAAGAGGUGCGCCGCGAGAAGGUGGAGAAGCGCAAGAAGCGGGACGAGAAGCGCAAGCAGAAGGAGUCGCUGCUGAUCGACGAGCUGGUGCAGCAGGAGAUGGAGGCGUCGCUGCAGGAGAAGAUCAAGUUUAGCUCCGAAUCGACCAGCACGCUCACCACGAGCACCACGUCGGAGCUGACGCAGGACGUGAAGCUGUCGAAGGAUCGGGCCACCGUUCGGUUCAAAGAGCACACGGAAACGCUGGUGGAAGAGAUCGUCACGACCGAGACGGUGCAGGAGAUCGAACGGAUGGUGAUCACGGAGAAGCUGGACGUGUCGGACGUGGACAGCGUGAAGCAGUCGCUCGAGGUGAACGAAAUCCUCACGAACCUGCGGGCGGGCGAGUUCGGGCCAGGCGAGGCGCCGCUCCGCGAGCUCGCCACCAUCGCGUUCAUGGUGAAGCACGGCGUGACGGUGAGCGAAAUCACCGGCUUCUACCAGGCGAACCACUUCCCGGCCCUGCAGCAGCCCGAGUCGCAGUCGGCCAUGGUACUGCUGCUGGAGCGCGAGGGUUACGCCAACAUCGUCACCGAGAUCCUGGCCGAGACGGACGCCAUGGACGAGGCGCAGCUGGCGGCGACGGCCGGCUUCCGCGCGUUCAUGCGCAUGAUCGAGGUGAACCACGCGAGCGUCGAGGAGAUCAUCGCCCACUUCUCGCCGGACGACUUCGUGGUGCAGGAGUGGAAAACCGAGACCGCUUUCGAGAAACACGAAGAGUCGCGCCUUAUCUCGUCGAGCGAAGUCCGCACCACUGUCACGAAGAAAAAACACAAGAAACUACGAUCCGAACGGAAGCAGCAGCAGCAGCACCAGAGACAGUUGGAGUCGGAGGAGAUCGUCGACAGCGAAGAAUCGAUCGAUGAGCGGCUGCGCAUUACGCAGCAGCGGCGGCGCCCCCGGCCACCUCUGCAACCUCUCCGGCCGAUACUGCCGAACGAGGAGCAGGUGCCGGAGGAGCUGACGGCCGACUUUGUGACCUCACCGAUGCGUGAGUCCCUGGCGUUACCUCUCGAGAUAGCGGCCAUUGCAAACGAGCCGACCGUCCUGGCGCAGGUGUCGGAUCUCGUACCGGGUGGACCAGCGACCGCCACCGGCACUAGUGCCACGGUGCCGCUGGUCCGCAGCCAGGCCCUGGUGGCCGAGGAGACAGUCUCCUCGGAGCGGGAAAUCGAGGCGAUGCUGGCCGACAGUGCCAAACUGGCGGCCAGCCCGCACUACCAGUUGUACCACGGUCUGAACGAGCCGCUAGAAGUUUCCGAAGUACGCCCGCAGGAGCACUCGACGGACGGGUACGGUCCGGUUCGGGUGCCCGCGCCCGUUGCGCUGGCCCCUUCACCGGCCGUCCCGACCGUACCGAUCCAGCCACUCGUGGUCAGUGAAUCGACCGCGCACGAACAAGCAACCGCGUUGGAGCGGGUCCCCGCUAGUGCCCUGGGUAACGCCACGGUACAGCUACUGACGCACGAUGCGACCAUCGUGGAGGAGACGCUUCCGUCGCUGCCGGAACAGCCUCUGGCCCUGCAGCGUCCCACACCGAGCCGGGCGCACCCGGACGUGCGGUCCCAGGAGUCGCUCCAGGUAACGGAACUGACGGAGCGUACCUUCGAAAAGGAGGACACAUUCGAGGGCGCCGGUCUCCGAAUGCCGGCCACCGUGCAGCCCCACUACCAGCUACUCCCUUCGGAGUCCAUCCAGACCGAGGAAACGGUCGCGCAGGACGCACCGGCCCGGUACUACCCCGAACUGGUCGUUCCGACCGAGAGUGCCCGCCGUAGCGUCAUUGAGCAGCGGUCCUACACGACGGAGGAGAUGCACGCGCCCGAAAAGGAGGACGCGUACGUGCCGGGGCGCUUGCCACCGCAGCAGUGGGCCGAUGUGCAGCUAUCCCGGACCCGCGAGUCCCUCACCGUGACAGCCCAGCACGUGGAGGAGUCCGAAAUGGAGUUCUCGGCCGUUGCGCCGAUUAGCUCGGUGCACGCCAUCGGAACCGUGGCCGUCCUCGAGGGCCAGCUCACGACGCAGUUGGUCCAGGAGAGUGCCCGAGCAGAGGAGUUGCCAGCGGCGGCGGCAUAUGAGACCCGCGUCGCCACCGUUGAGUUUCUCGAGCGAACCAGCGUCUCGGUGUCGAAGGUGGUAAGCGGUGAACGCGAAUCAACGUUGGCCCCAUUCGAACCGGCCCGGCCUGGCUUAGCCCAGCCGACUCUCAGCGCCCUGCCCGGUGGCGUCGCGAGCCAGGCGACGGAAGCGUUCGUCCACGAACGAGAAUCCCCGUACUAUGGUGGUCAGCUGCAGCCGAACCUGGCCACGGCGGCCACGCUUCUGGAGCCGAUCGAGAACCUGUCGGUGACGGAGGUUGAAACGGCCGACACUACCGGGCGGUUCUCGCCCGAGUCCGAGAGCAGAGCCGAGCACCUCGUGCCCAGCUUCGUGGCGGUUCAGUCACACACCACCGUCGCCGUGACGGUGGUGAACGAGAAAGAGUCCGAGCUGGCCCCCGAGCGAUCGCAGCCGACGGUGCGCGCGGAGCAGCAGUUUGCCGUACAGAACCCGCUCGAGGUGGUCCAGCAUCAGGCGGUGGCCGAAAGCGAAUCUACGUUCCGGCCAGCGGUCGCACCGGCGAACCAAUCGAUACGACCCACGCCGGCCACCGACGAAACGCACCGCUCGGUCCAGGUCCAGGAAACGAUCGCCAUCGUGUCAGCGGGAGAGCUGCCGGAAGCCAACGCCGCACAGCAGCAGGCAGGGCUGCGCUUGACGGGCGAUCUCGAGGAGAAGAUCGUGUCCGAAACGACGAUCUACGAGACGGUCCGGGAGCACGUUCCGUCCGAAGCGGUCGAACAGCGGACGGCCGAGCCACUGUGGCCAGAACCAACGGCCGGUCUCGUGGUGACGGAGGUGAUUGAAAGUCGGCGUGCGACAGACGGUACGGGGACGAGCGACGCAAAAGACUACACCCUCCGGCCAACACCAACGCACGCCCUCAAGAGUGUACUGAUUGAGCAGACGCUCCCGAGCGAUGGGUGCGAGCAGUUCGAGAGGCAACCGCAGCAACCGACAACCCGGGCGAACGUCCGGGGCUCCGAGCUAGACGAAACGAUCGUGUCGGAAACGAUGGUCCUGGAACGCACCGAGCACUACUCGGCACCAGAAACGCCCGCCGGCAAGUUGGCCCUUACGCAGCUCGAACCGAUCGAAGGUCUGACGGUGACGGAGGUUGUACCGGAGCAGCGUGAGCACUGGACGGAGGAACCGGUGUCGGCACGGGACGCCACGGCUACCGCGGUCCCCGCAGAAGCGCACCGUACCGUACUGAUCGAAGAGGUGCAGCUAUCGUCCCGUACCACCGACACACCGGCCGCACCCGAGACACACCCGGCCGAAGCGAACGUCGGGCAGGAGCAACUCGAGCAGACGAGCUCCGUGACGGGCGCCCCGUUGGUGUUGGAAGCCACGGCCCACCUGGACGCGGUCCGGCCGGAAACGAAGCAAGCCGAAACGCUGCUGGAGCCCCGCAACGAACUCACCGUCACCGAGGUGAUCACCGAUGACAGAGCCACCGACCGUGUCUUAGUGGGGGGAGAUGCAACGACCAAGGACUACCGUUUGCGACCGGUUCCAACGCACUCGUUGCGGUCCGUGCAGGUGGAAACGAUCGAAGCGGUCGAUCGUGUCGAACGUAUCGAUGAGACGCCCUCAGCAGAACACUCGGCGACCGUGGUGCCGCGGGAGCGGCUGGAGGAGAAAAUCGUCACCGAGCAGGUGGCACUGGAGCUCACCGUCGAUCGAACGGGCGCGGAACUGCUGACGGUGCACCGCCAAGCCGAGUCCACGAUGGCCGAACCCACGAGCAGUGAGCUGCUCGUGACGGAGAUCAUCGUCAGCGAGCGGAGUGAACGGGCCGGACAAGCCGAGCAGCUGAAGGAUGCCCGGGCGCUGGCCGUACCCUCGCACACCCUCCGGGCUGCCGCGGUGGAGCAAGUACAACCGGCCGAUACCGUGCACCCGUGUCCGGAAGACCGCGCACCAGAGCAACUGCUGGCCAGCAGCGUAGGUCAACUCGAACAAACGCGUAUCGUGUCGGAAACGAUCGCGUACGAAGCCACGGGACCGAUGCGCCUCGGACCGGAAGCGCCGGAGGCGAAGCAGGCCGAUCUGACACUCCUGCCCGUCACAGGGCUAAUCGUGAGCGAAACGCAUGCGGAGCAGCACGAAAACGAAGGCCUCCAACCGCUGGUGGCCUCGGGCUACGUUGCCAAGCAGUCGCCCGCCGAGCCGCUUAAGUCGGCCAUGGUCGAGGAAACGAUCGCAAGCGAGAACGCCUCCAAGUUUAGUGAAGUCCCAGCCCCAAGCACAACGGCCUCGGCCACCAUCGGGAGCGAACGCGAACAGACCACCACGGCGGAAACGUUCGCCUUCGAGGAUACGCCCGAGCUGCCGGCCAGUGCCCAGGAGCCCGCGACCAAAUCAGCGGAACCCGCGCUCGAGCCGCUACUGGGGGCGGCUGUCGUGACGGAAGUGACCACGGGACAACGCGAGGGGUACGACGGUGUGGCGGAACAGGUGAAAGAUCACACCGCGACGGUGACAACCGGCCACGGUCUCAAGACGGUCACGGUCGAAGAGGUGACCGUCGCAGACAGCGUUGAUCACCUGCCGCAACAGGACGCCACCGGCGGUUCGGUAGCGACGGUGCGUAGUGGCCAGUUCGAAGAAACGACCGUCGUGGAGACGACCGUCUAUGAAGGGGCACGCCACCUGCCUGAGGACGAGGUCCCCGCGAUCCGCGGGGUCGAUCACUCGUACGUCCCGAACGUGGAGCUGAUCGUAACGGAAGUCGUGCCGGAGCAGCGAGAAAGAGAAGGCUAUAGCGUGGCGGAACUCGCCCGAGAUCAUACGGCCACCCGGACCAUCACGGAGCACGUGCGGAAGUCACUGACGGUACAGGAAACCCUCACGGGUGAGAGUGUCACCCGGAUCGACCAACCGGCGGAGCUGCCGACUGGUGCUGCCACCGUGCAGGACGAUCGGCUAGAGGGGACGGUCGUGCGGGAAGCGCUGGUACUCGAGAGCCUUGACGGCUACACGCAUGAGUUUAACCCAUCCCAGCAACAGGCCCACCCGACGGUGGUGCCCAUCGUGACGGAGCUCCUCGUAACGGAGAUCGUGACGGAGCAGCGUGAAAAAGAAGGUUACUCCGUGCAAGACGUAGCCCGGGAGCACUCGGCCAAGGUACUGCCCUCGCACACCCUCUCGUCGGUGACGGUGGAAGAGGUUCUGCCAGCGGACAUGCUAGGGGACGUAGUAGCAGGCGAGGACGCCCGGCCUACGACGGCCAGCGUACGACGACCGGAGCACCUGGACGCACCGGCAACCUCCGAGCAGCUCAUCCUCGAGGGACUCGAACCGCUCGACGCUGAGUCAGCGCCGAGGCACCGAUCGGCCACCUCCCAGCUGGAACCGCCCAGCAGCAACGAGCUGCAGGUGACGGAGGUGGUCACGGAGCAGCGCGAACAGGAAGGAUUCGAUGUGCGCGAAAUCGCGAGCAACUACGUCGCGAAGGAAGUGCCCUCGCACACGCUCCGCUCGGUGCUGAUCGAAGAAACGCACGCGAUCGAUGACGUCAAGGAGUUCCUGGAGACGGCGCCCAGCUCGUACGCCCGACCUUCGGCCGACGAGCCCCGGGAGGAGCGCAUCGUGGCCGAGACGGUCGUGCUGGAGUCGGAAGCCGUGCUCGAGCAACCGAACCGACCGGAGACACGGCACGCCGAGAAGGUGCUCCCGAGCCAGGCCGAGCUACAGGUGACGGAAGUAGUGCCGGAGCAGCGCGAACGCGAGGGAUACAGUGUUGCCGACCUGCUCGAGCAACAACUGGCCCGGACGGUGCCACUGGAACCGAUGAAAUCGGUCAACGUACAAGAGGUGGUCACGUCGAGUACGGCGCCCAGUCUGGAAACGGAUCGCCCGACAUCCACGUCGGCAACGGUUCGCCGGGACGACGAUGGGUAUCUCCCGGCCAGCGUCUCGGAGCACGUGGUGUACGAGGGUCUGGACCGGUGUGAGCUACCGUCGGCUCCCGACGGCAAGAUUGCCGCCCGGGCAAUGCAACCCACCCAGCAGGAGCUGAUCGUGACCGAGGUACUGGCCUGCGAGCAGCGAGAAUCGGACGGAUUUGACGUACAGCAAAUCGCCAGCGGCCAUGCGGCUACCCGGGUACCGGCGCACAUUCUGAAACCACUGGCCGUGGAGCAGGUCGAGACGGCAGAGCGGCAUGGCGAAAUGGCCGUCGCUCCAAUGGUCGAACAGGGGCGUGCCUUGGUGAACGAGGCAGAAAACGAGCAAACGACCGUCUCGGAGACGCUCGUCUACGAGCAACUGUCAGAGAAGCCAUCGCAGCAGGCGGACGAGCGGCUGGCGAGCGUUGCCGUGCAACCGGCCCAAGAGCUCGUCGUCACCGAAGUGGUGGCGGAGCAGCGAGAAACGCAGCAGGCUGAGUUACCGGCACAGGACUAUCAAGUGCGCUCGGUGACGGAACAGAUCCUGCACAAAUCGGUGGAAGUACGCGAAGUGCAGACUACGGACGAUCUAACGGAGUUGGAGCUCGAGCUGCGCACGGUAACCGCCGCGUCACGGACCGAUCGGUUUCAGGAAACGGUCCGCUCGGAAACUACCGUUCUGGAGGGUGUUACGGCGCUCGCCGCCGACAGCCACCCAGGGGGCAAACUGGCCACGUCCAGCGUGCUUCCGAUCGACGAACUCACCGUGACGGAAGUAAUCACGGGGCAGCGUGAACGCGAAGGGUACGCUGUGCACGAGCUGGCCAAAGACUUCAUCCAGACGGCCCAGCCACUGCCGGGUGCAACGCUGCGCAGUCUGCUGGUGGCCCAGGUCGAAGUGUCCCAGGACGCCGAGGUGCUACCGGCGGCGCCGGCCAGCACGUCACAGACGGCCAACGCCAUCAAGGAACUGCACCAAGAGCCGGCCACCGUAUCGGAAACGUUCGUGUACGAAAACGUUGGCCCACAACAGGAGCUACUCGGGGCGACGCCCGAGCUACACCAAGCUGCCGCCAGCUUAGAUGCCGUUUCCGGCGUGACAAUAUCGGAAGUGGUGACCAGCCAGAGCGCAACGGAAGGCGUUACCAGCGUGGAGCUGGAACACGCCCAGAAGGCGAAGCUGCUCCAGAGCAGCGAUGUGAUGAAGUCACUCACGGUGCAGCAAAUCGACGUGUUACAGAGUGCGACCGACGGUGCGCCACUAGCGGCGUCGUUUCCGGUCACGAAGGCCCUGGUCAAGAGUGAUACCGUCGACGAGACGACGGUCAUCGAAACGGUGACACUGGAGAGCGUCUCCGAGUACCGGCCGCGUCCGGAAGCCGGCGAACAUGCGGCCGAACAUGCCGGAGAGAAGCCACUCAUGCAGCCACUGCUCGUGGAGCAAGUGGAAGCGGAACAGAAAGCGGGACCGUUCGAGCUCGUGCCAUCGAAGCCUGCCGAGGCUAGCUUCGUUCCCGAGCAGCUCCUCCAGACCACGGUCCAAGAAACGACCGUCUACGAGGGAGCGGAAAAGCUGGCGGACGGUGCGCCUCUCGAGGCCAAGUAUCCCACGUUCAGUGUGCCCCAAGGGCUGCAGCUACCGGUCCAAACGGAGAUCAGUGUGUCGGACGGCACGUCGGAGAUGGCACCGCACGAGGACCGGCCGACGGCCAGCGUUCAACCGACGCUCCUGGAGCUGCUUCCUGCGGCGUUUACGACGGAAACUUUUGGCCAAGACUCGAUCGAAAGAUUAGCGGAAGCCGCUGCAACUCUGCAGACGGCCCAGCGUACGGUGUCGAAGCUGAUUGCUUCGACCACCACCGAAACGGUGCUGGAUGAGGGGCUCGAUCGGGCCGACUUUAGCAUUGCGUCUGAGGCUCAGUCUGCGUCUGUCAGGUUUACCGACUUCACCGUCCCCGUGCAGUCCCAACUGCUGCCCUCCGACACGGCGCGCCCAUUCGCUGAGACCGCUCAGCCAAGUAAGUUCGCUUCCGCGCUGGUGGAAGAAGGUUUGAGGGCACCGGAAUGUCUAGAGGUAGCGAGUAGCGAGCUAAGCGACGUCGCUGUAAAUUUCGUAACGCCGGGACGCCAGGCGUCCGUUUCGUUUAUCACUAACCAAACGGUCAAUGUUUCGGAAACGACUCUGGGCGAGUGCGUGGAUCGGAUCGAGCUUGCGCAAGAACCCGAGCAGCGGUUCGCAAGAGUCACUCAAUCUACACUGCUCACGUACGGGGAAGAGUCCGCCCCUGUGAUCGAGAAGGAACUACCUGAAGAGAUACGAAUCAUCGACAAGCUCACCGCGGAAGGCAAGGCCACGAAGCAAGUGAUCAAGAAACGCGUCAUCAAGAAGAAGGCUGGCAAGAAGGAGCAGGUCACUGAGAUCGUCACAGUUCAAGAAGACGAUCAGGUACCUCAAACGACGGUUACUGUCACGGAGAAGGAGCUUCCGUUUGAAGAAGUCACCGAGUUCAUGCCAGCUCUCAUGCAACCUCAAGAAGCGAUCGUCCAGGAAAUGCCUGAGGAGGUGAAAGUAACUGAAGUAAUCACCGAGGAAGGCAAGGCCAAGAAGCAAGUGAUCAAGAAACGCGUCAUCAAGAAGAAGGCUGGCAAGAAGGAGCAGGUCACUGAGAUCGUCACAGUUCAAGAAGACGAUCAGGUACCUCAAACGACGGUUACUGUCACGGAGAAGGAGCUUCCGUUUGAAGAAGUCACCGAGUUCAUGCCAGCUCUCAUGCAACCUCAAGAAGCGAUCGUCCAGGAAAUGCCCGAGGAGGUGAAAGUAACUGAAGUAAUCACCGAGGAAGGCAAGGCCAAGAAGCAAGUGAUCAAGAAACGCGUCAUCAAGAAGAAGGCUGGCAAGAAGGAGCAGGUCACUGAGAUCGUCACAGUUCAAGAAGACGAUCAGGUACCUCAAACGACGGUUACUGUCACGGAGAAGGAGCUUCCGUUUGAAGAAGUCACCGAGUUCAUGCCAGCUCUCAUGCAACCUCAAGAAGCGAUCGUCCAGGAAAUGCCUGAGGAGGUGAAAGUAACUGAAGUAAUCACCGAGGAAGGCAAGGCCAAGAAGCAAGUGAUCAAGAAACGCGUCAUCAAGAAGAAGGCUGGCAAGAAGGAGCAGGUCACUGAGAUCGUCACAGUUCAAGAAGACGAUCAGGUACCUCAAACGACGGUUACUGUCACGGAGAAGGAGCUUCCGUUUGAAGAAGUCACCGAGUUCAUGCCAGCUCUCAUGCAACCUCAAGAAGCGAUCGUCCAGGAAAUGCCCGAGGAGGUGAAAGUAACUGAAGUAAUCACCGAGGAAGGCAAGGCCAAGAAGCAAGUGAUCAAGAAACGCGUCAUCAAGAAGAAGGCUGGCAAGAAGGAGCAGGUCACUGAGAUCGUCACAGUUCAAGAAGACGAUCAGGUACCUCAAACGACGGUUACUGUCACGGAGAAGGAGCUUCCGUUUGAAGAAGUCACCGAGUUCAUGCCAGCUCUCAUGCAACCUCAAGAAGCGAUCGUCCAGGAAAUGCCCGAGGAGGUGAAAGUAACUGAAGUAAUCACCGAGGAAGGCAAGGCCAAGAAGCAAGUGAUCAAGAAACGCGUCAUCAAGAAGAAGGCUGGCAAGAAGGAGCAGGUCACUGAGAUCGUCACAGUUCAAGAAGACGAUCAGGUACCUCAAACGACGGUUACUGUCACGGAGAAGGAGCUUCCGUUUGAAGAAGUCAAAGAAGCGAUCGUCCAGGAAAUGCCCGAGGAGGUGAAAGUAACUGAAGUAAUCACCGAGGAAGGCAAGGCCAAGAAGCAAGUGAUCAAGAAACGCGUCAUCAAGAAGAAGGCUGGCAAGAAGGAGCAGGUCACUGAGAUCGUCACAGUUCAAGAAGACGAUCAGGUACCUCAAACGACGGUUACUGUCACGGAGAAGGAGCUUCCGUUUGAAGAAGUCACCGAGUUCAUGCCAGCUCUCAUGCAACCUCAAGAAGCGAUCGUCCAGGAAAUGCCUGAGGAGGUGAAAGUAACUGAAGUAAUCACCGAGGAAGGCAAGGCCAAGAAGCAAGUGAUCAAGAAACGCGUCAUCAAGAAGAAGGCUGGCAAGAAGGAGCAGGUCACUGAGAUCGUCACAGUUCAAGAAGACGAUCAGGUACCUCAAACGACGGUUACUGUCACGGAGAAGGAGCUUCCGUUUGAAGAAGUCACCGAGUUCAUGCCAGCUCUCAUGCAACCUCAAGAAGCGAUCGUCCAGGAAAUGCCUGAGGAGGUGAAAGUAACUGAAGUAAUCACCGAGGAAGGCAAGGCCAAGAAGCAAGUGAUCAAGAAACGCGUCAUCAAGAAGAAGGCUGGCAAGAAGGAGCAGGUCACUGAGAUCGUCACAGUUCAAGAAGACGAUCAGGUACCUCAAACGACGGUUACUGUCACGGAGAAGGAGCUUCCGUUUGAAGAAGUCACCGAGUUCAUGCCAGCUCUCAUGCAACCUCAAGAAGCGAUCGUCCAGGAAAUGCCUGAGGAGGUGAAAGUAACUGAAGUAAUCACCGAGGAAGGCAAGGCCAAGAAGCAAGUGAUCAAGAAACGCGUCAUCAAGAAGAAGGCUGGCAAGAAGGAGCAGGUCACUGAGAUCGUCACAGUUCAAGAAGACGAUCAGGUACCUCAAACGACGGUUACUGUCACGGAGAAGGAGCUUCCGUUUGAAGAAGUCACCGAGUUCAUGCCAGCUCUCAUGCAACCUCAAGAAGCGAUCGUCCAGGAAAUGCCUGAGGAGGUGAAAGUAACUGAAGUAAUCACCGAGGAAGGCAAGGCCAAGAAGCAAGUGAUCAAGAAACGCGUCAUCAAGAAGAAGGCUGGCAAGAAGGAGCAGGUCACUGAGAUCGUCACAGUUCAAGAAGACGAUCAGGUACCUCAAACGACGGUUACUGUCACGGAGAAGGAGCUUCCGUUUGAAGAAGUCACCGAGUUCAUGCCAGCUCUCAUGCAACCUCAAGAAGCGAUCGUCCAGGAAAUGCCUGAGGAGGUGAAAGUAACUGAAGUAAUCACCGAGGAAGGCAAGGCCAAGAAGCAAGUGAUCAAGAAACGCGUCAUCAAGAAGAAGGCUGGCAAGAAGGAGCAGGUCACUGAGAUCGUCACAGUUCAAGAAGACGAUCAGGUACCUCAAACGACGGUUACUGUCACGGAGAAGGAGCUUCCGUUUGAAGAAGUCACCGAGUUCAUGCCAGCUCUCAUGCAACCUCAAGAAGCGAUCGUCCAGGAAAUGCCUGAGGAGGUGAAAGUAACUGAAGUAAUCACCGAGGAAGGCAAGGCCAAGAAGCAAGUGAUCAAGAAACGCGUCAUCAAGAAGAAGGCUGGCAAGAAGGAGCAGGUCACUGAGAUCGUCACAGUUCAAGAAGACGAUCAGGUACCUCAAACGACGGUUACUGUCACGGAGAAGGAGCUUCCGUUUGAAGAAGUCACCGAGUUCAUGCCAGCUCUCAUGCAACCUCAAGAAGCGAUCGUCCAGGAAAUGCCUGAGGAGGUGAAAGUAACUGAAGUAAUCACCGAGGAAGGCAAGGCCAAGAAGCAAGUGAUCAAGAAACGCGUCAUCAAGAAGAAGGCUGGCAAGAAGGAGCAGGUCACUGAGAUCGUCACAGUUCAAGAAGACGAUCAGGUACCUCAAACGACGGUUACUGUCACGGAGAAGGAGCUUCCGUUUGAAGAAGUCACCGAGUUCAUGCCAGCUCUCAUGCAACCUCAAGAAGCGAUCGUCCAGGAAAUGCCUGAGGAGGUGAAAGUAACUGAAGUAAUCACCGAGGAAGGCAAGGCCAAGAAGCAAGUGAUCAAGAAACGCGUCAUCAAGAAGAAGGCUGGCAAGAAGGAGCAGGUCACUGAGAUCGUCACAGUUCAAGAAGACGAUCAGGUACCUCAAACGACGGUUACUGUCACGGAGAAGGAGCUUCCGUUUGAAGAAGUCACCGAGUUCAUGCCAGCUCUCAUGCAACCUCAAGAAGCGAUCGUCCAGGAAAUGCCUGAGGAGGUGAAAGUAACUGAAGUAAUCACCGAGGAAGGCAAGGCCAAGAAGCAAGUGAUCAAGAAACGCGUCAUCAAGAAGAAGGCUGGCAAGAAGGAGCAGGUCACUGAGAUCGUCACAGUUCAAGAAGACGAUCAGGUACCUCAAACGACGGUUACUGUCACGGAGAAGGAGCUUCCGUUUGAAGAAGUCACCGAGUUCAUGCCAGCUCUCAUGCAACCUCAAGAAGCGAUCGUCCAGGAAAUGCCUGAGGAGGUGAAAGUAACUGAAGUAAUCACCGAGGAAGGCAAGGCCAAGAAGCAAGUGAUCAAGAAACGCGUCAUCAAGAAGAAGGCUGGCAAGAAGGAGCAGGUCACUGAGAUCGUCACAGUUCAAGAAGACGAUCAGGUACCUCAAACGACGGUUACUGUCACGGAGAAGGAGCUUCCGUUUGAAGAAGUCACCGAGUUCAUGCCAGCUCUCAUGCAACCUCAAGAAGCGAUCGUCCAGGAAAUGCCCGAGGAGGUGAAAGUAACUGAAGUAAUCACCGAGGAAGGCAAGGCCAAGAAGCAAGUGAUCAAGAAACGCGUCAUCAAGAAGAAGGCUGGCAAGAAGGAGCAGGUCACUGAGAUCGUCACAGUUCAAGAAGACGAUCAGGUACCUCAAACGACGGUUACUGUCACGGAGAAGGAGCUUCCGUUUGAAGAAGUCACCGAGUUCAUGCCAGCUCUCAUGCAACCUCAAGAAGCGAUCGUCCAGGAAAUGCCCGAGGAGGUGAAAGUAACUGAAGUAAUCACCGAGGAAGGCAAGGCCAAGAAGCAAGUGAUCAAGAAACGCGUCAUCAAGAAGAAGGCUGGCAAGAAGGAGCAGGUCACUGAGAUCGUCACAGUUCAAGAAGACGAUCAGGUACCUCAAACGACGGUUACUGUCACGGAGAAGGAGCUUCCGUUUGAAGAAGUCACCGAGUUCAUGCCAGCUCUCAUGCAACCUCAAGAAGCGAUCGUCCAGGAAAUGCCUGAGGAGGUGAAAGUAACUGAAGUAAUCACCGAGGAAGGCAAGGCCAAGAAGCAAGUGAUCAAGAAACGCGUCAUCAAGAAGAAGGCUGGCAAGAAGGAGCAGGUCACUGAGAUCGUCACAGUUCAAGAAGACGAUCAGGUACCUCAAACGACGGUUACUGUCACGGAGAAGGAGCUUCCGUUUGAAGAAGAAAUGCCCGAGGAGGUGAAAGAAAUGCCCGAGGAGGUGAAAGUAACUGAAGUAAUCACCGAGGAAGGCAAGGCCAAGAAGCAAGUGAUCAAGAAACGCGUCAUCAAGAAGAAGGCUGGCAAGAAGGAGCAGGUCACUGAGAUCGUCACAGUUCAAGAAGACGAUCAGGUACCUCAAACGACGGUUACUGUCACGGAGAAGGAGCUUCCGUUUGAAGAAUCACCGAUUUUGUCAGCUCCUAUGCAACCUCAAGAAGCGAUCGUCCAGGAAAUGCCCGAGGAGGUGAAAGUAACUGAAGUAAUCACCGAGGAAGGCAAGGCCAAGAAGCAAGUGAUCAAGAAACGCGUCAUCAAGAAGAAGGCUGGCAAGAAGGAGCAGGUCACUGAGAUCGUCACAGUUCAAGAAGACGAUCAGGUACCUCAAACGACGGUUACUGUCACGGAGAAGGAGCUUCCGUUUGAAGAAGUCACCGAGUUCAUGCCAGCUCUCAUGCAACCUCAAGAAGCGAUCGUCCAGGAAAUGCCUGAGGAGGUGAAAGUAACUGAAGUAAUCACCGAGGAAGGCAAGGCCAAGAAGCAAGUGAUCAAGAAACGCGUCAUCAAGAAGAAGGCUGGCAAGAAGGAGCAGGUCACUGAGAUCGUCACAGUUCAAGAAGACGAUCAGGUACCUCAAACGACGGUUACUGUCACGGAGAAGGAGCUUCCGUUUGAAGAAGUCACCGAGUUCAUGCCAGCUCUCAUGCAACCUCAAGAAGCGAUCGUCCAGGAAAUGCCUGAGGAGGUGAAAGUAACUGAAGUAAUCACCGAGGAAGGCAAGGCCAAGAAGCAAGUGAUCAAGAAACGCGUCAUCAAGAAGAAGGCUGGCAAGAAGGAGCAGGUCAAGAUCGUCACAGUUCAAGAAGACGAUCAGGUACCUCAAACGACGGUUACUGUCACGGAGAAGGAGCUUCCGUUUGAAGAAGUCACCGAGUUCAUGCCAGCUCUCAUGCAACCUCAAGAAGCGAUCGUCCAGGAAAUGCCUGAGGAGGUGAAAGUAACUGAAGUAAUCACCGAGGAAGGCAAGGCCAAGAAGCAAGUGAUCAAGAAACGCGUCAUCAAGAAGAAGGCUGGCAAGAAGGAGCAGGUCACUGAGAUCGUCACAGUUCAAGAAGACGAUCAGGUACCUCAAACGACGGUUACUGUCACGGAGAAGGAGCUUCCGUUUGAAGAAGUCACCGAGUUCAUGCCAGCUCUCAUGCAACCUCAAGAAGCGAUCGUCCAGGAAAUGCCUGAGGAGGUGAAAGUAACUGAAGUAAUCACCGAGGAAGGCAAGGCCAAGAAGCAAGUGAUCAAGAAACGCGUCAUCAAGAAGAAGGCUGGCAAGAAGGAGCAGGUCACUGAGAUCGUCACAGUUCAAGAAGACGAUCAGGUACCUCAAACGACGGUUACUGUCACGGAGAAGGAGCUUCCGUUUGAAGAAGUCACCGAGUUCAUGCCAGCUCUCAUGCAACCUCAAGAAGCGAUCGUCCAGGAAAUGCCUGAGGAGGUGAAAGUAACUGAAGUAAUCACCGAGGAAGGCAAGGCCAAGAAGCAAGUGAUCAAGAAACGCGUCAUCAAGAAGAAGGCUGGCAAGAAGGAGCAGGUCACUGAGAUCGUCACAGUUCAAGAAGACGAUCAGGUACCUCAAACGACGGUUACUGUCACGGAGAAGGAGCUUCCGUUUGAAGAAGAAAUGCCUGAGGAGGUGAAAGAAAUGCCUGAGGAGGUGAAAGUAACUGAAGUAAUCACCGAGGAAGGCAAGGCCAAGAAGCAAGUGAUCAAGAAACGCGUCAUCAAGAAGAAGGCUGGCAAGAAGGAGCAGGUCACUGAGAUCGUCACAGUUCAAGAAGACGAUCAGGUACCUCAAACGACGGUUACUGUCACGGAGAAGGAGCUUCCGUUUGAAGAACACCGAGUUCAUGCCAGCUCUAUGCAACCUCAAGAAGCGAUCGUCCAGGAAAUGCCUGAGGAGGUGAAAGUAACUGAAGUAAUCACCGAGGAAGGCAAGGCCAAGAAGCAAGUGAUCAAGAAACGCGUCAUCAAGAAGAAGGCUGGCAAGAAGGAGCAGGUCACUGAGAUCGUCACAGUUCAAGAAGACGAUCAGGUACCUCAAACGACGGUUACUGUCACGGAGAAGGAGCUUCCGUUUGAAGAAGUCACCGAGUUCAUGCCAGCUCUCAUGCAACCUCAAGAAGCGAUCGUCCAGGAAAUGCCUGAGGAGGUGAAAGUAACUGAAGUAAUCACCGAGGAAGGCAAGGCCAAGAAGCAAGUGAUCAAGAAACGCGUCAUCAAGAAGAAGGCUGGCAAGAAGGAGCAGGUCACUGAGAUCGUCACAGUUCAAGAAGACGAUCAGGUACCUCAAACGACGGUUACUGUCACGGAGAAGGAGCUUCCGUUUGAAGAAGUCACCGAGUUCAUGCCAGCUCUCAUGCAACCUCAAGAAGCGAUCGUCCAGGAAAUGCCCGAGGAGGUGAAAGUAACUGAAGUAAUCACCGAGGAAGGCAAGGCCAAGAAGCAAGUGAUCAAGAAACGCGUCAUCAAGAAGAAGGCUGGCAAGAAGGAGCAGGUCACUGAGAUCGUCACAGUUCAAGAAGACGAUCAGGUACCUCAAACGACGGUUACUGUCACGGAGAAGGAGCUUCCGUUUGAAGAAGUCACCGAGUUCAUGCCAGCUCUCAUGCAACCUCAAGAAGCGAUCGUCCAGGAAAUGCCUGAGGAGGUGAAAGUAACUGAAGUAAUCACCGAGGAAGGCAAGGCCAAGAAGCAAGUGAUCAAGAAACGCGUCAUCAAGAAGAAGGCUGGCAAGAAGGAGCAGGUCACUGAGAUCGUCACAGUUCAAGAAGACGAUCAGGUACCUCAAACGACGGUUACUGUCACGGAGAAGGAGCUUCCGUUUGAAGAAGUCACCGAGUUCAUGCCAGCUCUCAUGCAACCUCAAGAAGCGAUCGUCCAGGAAAUGCCCGAGGAGGUGAAAGUAACUGAAGUAAUCACCGAGGAAGGCAAGGCCAAGAAGCAAGUGAUCAAGAAACGCGUCAUCAAGAAGAAGGCUGGCAAGAAGGAGCAGGUCACUGAGAUCGUCACAGUUCAAGAAGACGAUCAGGUACCUCAAACGACGGUUACUGUCACGGAGAAGGAGCUUCCGUUUGAAGAAGUCACCGAGUUCAUGCCAGCUCUCAUGCAACCUCAAGAAGCGAUCGUCCAGGAAAUGCCUGAGGAGGUGAAAGUAACUGAAGUAAUCACCGAGGAAGGCAAGGCCAAGAAGCAAGUGAUCAAGAAACGCGUCAUCAAGAAGAAGGCUGGCAAGAAGGAGCAGGUCACUGAGAUCGUCACAGUUCAAGAAGACGAUCAGGUACCUCAAACGACGGUUACUGUCACGGAGCAAGAAGCGAUCGUCCAGGAAAUGCCUGAGGAGGUGAAAGUAACUGAAGUAAUCACCGAGGAAGGCAAGGCCAAGAAGCAAGUGAUCAAGAAACGCGUCAUCAAGAAGAAGGCUGGCAAGAAGGAGCAGGUCACUGAGAUCGUCACAGUUCAAGAAGACGAUCAGGUACCUCAAACGACGGUUACUGUCACGGAGAAGGAGCUUCCGUUUGAAGAAGUCACCGAGUUCAUGCCAGCUCUCAUGCAACCUCAAGAAGCGAUCGUCCAGGAAAUGCCCGAGGAGGUGAAAGUAACUGAAGUAAUCACCGAGGAAGGCAAGGCCAAGAAGCAAGUGAUCAAGAAACGCGUCAUCAAGAAGAAGGCUGGCAAGAAGGAGCAGGUCACUGAGAUCGUCACAGUUCAAGAAGACGAUCAGGUACCUCAAACGACGGUUACUGUCACGGAGAAGGAGCUUCCGUUUGAAGAAGUCACCGAGUUCAUGCCAGCUCUCAUGCAACCUCAAGAAGCGAUCGUCCAGGAAAUGCCUGAGGAGGUGAAAGUAACUGAAGUAAUCACCGAGGAAGGCAAGGCCAAGAAGCAAGUGAUCAAGAAACGCGUCAUCAAGAAGAAGGCUGGCAAGAAGGAGCAGGUCACUGAGAUCGUCACAGUUCAAGAAGACGAUCAGGUACCUCAAACGACGGUUACUGUCACGGAGAAGGAGCUUCCGUUUGAAGAAGUCACCGAGUUCAUGCCAGCUCUCAUGCAACCUCAAGAAGCGAUCGUCCAGGAAAUGCCUGAGGAGGUGAAAGUAACUGAAGUAAUCACCGAGGAAGGCAAGGCCAAGAAGCAAGUGAUCAAGAAACGCGUCAUCAAGAAGAAGGCUGGCAAGAAGGAGCAGGUCACUGAGAUCGUCACAGUUCAAGAAGACGAUCAGGUACCUCAAACGACGGUUACUGUCACGGAGAAGGAGCUUCCGUUUCCUGAGGAGGUGAAAGUAACUGAAGUAAUCACCGAGGAAGGCAAGGCCAAGAAGCAAGUGAUCAAGAAACGCGUCAUCAAGAAGAAGGCUGGCAAGAAGGAGCAGGUCACUCAAGAAGCGAUCGUCCAGGAAAUGCCCGAGGAGGUGAAAGUAACUGAAGUAAUCACCGAGGAAGGCAAGGCCAAGAAGCAAGUGAUCAAGAAACGCGUCAUCAAGAAGAAGGCUGGCAAGAAGGAGCAGGUCACUGAGAUCGUCACAGUUCAAGAAGACGAUCAGGUACCUCAAACGACGGUUACUGUCACGGAGAAGGAGCUUCCGUUUGAAGAAGUCACCGAGUUCAUGCCAGCUCUCAUGCAACCUCAAGAAGCGAUCGUCCAGGAAAUGCCCGAGGAGGUGAAAGUAACUGAAGUAAUCACCGAGGAAGGCAAGGCCAAGAAGCAAGUGAUCAAGAAACGCGUCAUCAAGAAGAAGGCUGGCAAGAAGGAGCAGGUCACUGAGAUCGUCACAGUUCAAGAAGACGAUCAGGUACCUCAAACGACGGUUACUGUCACGGAGAAGGAGCUUCCGUUUGAAGAAGUCACCGAGUUCAUGCCAGCUCUCAUGCAACCUCAAGAAGCGAUCGUCCAGGAAAUGCCUGAGGAGGUGAAAGUAACUGAAGUAAUCACCGAGGAAGGCAAGGCCAAGAAGCAAGUGAUCAAGAAACGCGUCAUCAAGAAGAAGGCUGGCAAGAAGGAGCAGGUCACUGAGAUCGUCACAGUUCAAGAAGACGAUCAGGUACCUCAAACGACGGUUACUGUCACGGAGAAGGAGCUUCCGUUUGAAGAAGUCACCGAGUUCAUGCCAGCUCUCAUGCAACCUCAAGAAGCGAUCGUCCAGGAAAUGCCUGAGGAGGUGAAAGUAACUGAAGUAAUCACCGAGGAAGGCAAGGCCAAGAAGCAAGUGAUCAAGAAACGCGUCAUCAAGAAGAAGGCUGGCAAGAAGGAGCAGGUCACUGAGAUCGUCACAGUUCAAGAAGACGAUCAGGUACCUCAAACGACGGUUACUGUCACGGAGAAGGAGCUUCCGUUUGAAGAAGUCACCGAGUUCAUGCCAGCUCUCAUGCAACCUCAAGAAGCGAUCGUCCAGGAAAUGCCCGAGGAGGUGAAAGUAACUGAAGUAAUCACCGAGGAAGGCAAGGCCAAGAAGCAAGUGAUCAAGAAACGCGUCAUCAAGAAGAAGGCUGGCAAGAAGGAGCAGGUCACUGAGAUCGUCACAGUUCAAGAAGACGAUCAGGUACCUCAAACGACGGUUACUGUCACGGAGAAGGAGCUUCCGUUUGAAGAAGUCACCGAGUUCAUGCCAGCUCUCAUGCAACCUCAAGAAGCGAUCGUCCAGGAAAUGCCCGAGGAGGUGAAAGUAACUGAAGUAAUCACCGAGGAAGGCAAGGCCAAGAAGCAAGUGAUCAAGAAACGCGUCAUCAAGAAGAAGGCUGGCAAGAAGGAGCAGGUCACUGAGAUCGUCACAGUUCAAGAGAGCGGCGAGCCACUGGCGGCGCACGAGCCGGAGCCCGAACAGGCGGUCGUAAUAGAUGAGCAACCGGAAACGGUCACCGUGAAGGAGGUGCUGACGUCCACUGGCGCUAUCGGUAAGCAGGUUACCAAAAAGAAAAUCAUCAAGAAGAAGGUCGGCCAGAAGGAAGAACAUAUCGAGGUGGUCACCAUCCAGCUGGAUGAUAUGCCGGCCGAAACCACGAUCACCGUCACCGAGGAGGAAGCCCCCACCCCGGCCACCCCGGAGCCAAACAAACCCAAGAAGAAGAAGGUUAAGACCAUCAAAACGAAGGACGACACGGAUGAUAUCAUUGAGCGGUUGCUGAACCUGGAAGUGAAGAAAACCGAACUGGAGCAGUACGAAAAGAUCGACGUUGAUCUGCCGAAACGGGUACGCCCUGUCGAAGAAACGACGAUCGAAGAGCACCCAGAGGUGAUGGAAGAAUGGAAAACGGACGGUGGGGCCGUUAAGAAGCAGAUCGUGAAGAAGAAGGUCACCAAAAAGCGGGUCGGUCCGAGAGAGGAGGUCACGGAAGAGGUGACUGUGCACGAGGACGGCAAGCAACCGGAAACAACGGUGACAGUCACUGAGCACCUGGUGCCGUACGAAGUGACGGAACCGUUCGAAGAAGAUUGGCUACCAGCGCAGGAAGCCGUGCUGGAAGAGUUCGGCAAACCGAUGGAAUUCACCACUACGAAGGUCACGAAGAAGAAAACAAAGAAACUGACGUUCACGGAGCCCGUGGAGGUGAUUGAGUUCGAGAGCAGCGCAGAGGAACCGUUGGUGGUGCAACCAUUGAUCGAAGAGCUGCCGGAACAGAUCGAAGUACUGGAGACAACCACCAGUGAGGGCCGACCGAAAAAGCAGGUCACAAAGACGAAGGUCAUCAAAAAGAAGACUGCCGAUAAGGUCGAAGAGGUGACGAUCGUGACCGUGCAGGAGGACGACCAGAUACCGGAAACAACCGUUACCAUGACGGAGGAGGAACUCGCCCCAGAAGCGACACUAGAAGACGCUACUCCGACAACUCCGACGGCUCCAGUCGCAGAGGUUAAAGUCAGCAAGAAGAAGGUGAAGAAGGUAAUCAAAAAGAAGGGCGAUGACACGGAUGACAUCAUCGAGAAGCUGCUGAAUCUGGAGGUCAAGAAAACAGAGCUCGAAAAGUACGAGCGGGUCGAUGUGGAGUUUAGGAAGAAAAUGAAACAACCCGAGGAACUGGAAGUGGAAGCACUGCAUCCGGAGGUGGCCGAAAUAUCGGACAUCGAACCGGUGCAUGUACCGAAGCGGAAGAAAAUUGUCAAGCUCAAACCAGUCACUCCGGAAACGGCCGAAGAGUACUCGGCUUCGUUGACACUCCAGCCAGCAACGGACGAAGCGUCGCCACAGCCUGACCAACAAGCGCAGCCUGCGGUAGUACUAGAACCGUACGAACAGGUUCAAGAGUUCGUCUUUGAAAUGCCACCGGAGCAGGUACCACUGCUCGAAGAAUUGCCCGAAGAGAUCCAGGUGCGUGAAGUGGUCACCGCUCGUGGCAAAACACGGCAGACGACCAAGCGGCGGGCGGUUAAGAAAACGAUCGGCGACAAGGAAGAGCUGGUUGAGAUCGUAACCGUUCAGGAAGAGGGUCAGAAGCCUGAAACGACCAUUACCAUCACCGAGUCGGAGCUCUCCGAGACGCCCAAACCGAAGGAGAAACCAAAGCUGCGGAAAAAGAAGGUCAAAACCAUCAAGACAACCGACGAGGUGGACGACAUCAUCGAGAAGCUACUCAAUUUGGAGGUGAAAAAGACCGAACUGGAGCGCUACGAGCGGGUCGAGGUCGAGCUGAAGAAACGGGCGAAGCAGGUGGUCGAGGAACUUAUUUACCAGCCCGAGGCGGCGAUGGCAGUGUUGGAAACGGUCGAACAACCGGCCCCGUCCACCGUCCGUCGGACAUCGGUCAAGGAGUUGGUGAAGGAACCGGAAGAAGGCAAGAAAAUCGCAAAGAAACAGAAACCAUCGAAACAACCUCAGCCGGCGGAGCAGCCGGUGACUAUAGAGGAUCUUCCAACGAUUCUGCAUGGUACGGAAGUGAUCACCACCGCCACCGUUGAGGAAAUGGAACAACCCGAGCCAGCAUCUCAGCAACCGCAGGAACCCGAUGCUGUUCCGGUGAAAACUAUCAAACGAAAGGUGACCAAGAAACCCAAAACGAGUCCCGAAGAAGAGGAACCAGUACAGCCAACAGGCUCCCCGGUGCAAGAGGCCGCGACCGAAGCAGACGUUGCCAUUCCGGAAACGGUCGAAACGUUUAAGCUAGCCGAGCUCACGGAAGAAGGUGUCGUGCGCGAGGUGAUCGUACCGGAAGCGAAGGCCCAGGAGGCGCUUGUUGAGGAUUACGCUACCGAGCCGUACUUGACGUACGAGGAGAGAUCACUGAAGAGAAAACCGUCAGCGGUGGAGGCUCCCGACACGGCGGAAGGUCCGAAGAAGGUCGAGAAGAAGGUACUGAAGAAAAAGCCAAAGCCCAAACCGGUCAAGCCCGAGGAGGACGAACAGUUGCAGCGGCUGCUGAACCUGGAGGUGGAAAAGACGCAACUCGAGCAGUACGAAAAGGUCGAGCUGGAGAGCAAGCCGAAACCGGAACGGCCCAAACCGGUUCUGGAACCGCAGCGCAUCGAACGGCGGGAACAGAAGCCGCAGAAGCUCAAGAUAUCCGAACCGGAAGAGCAACCGCAGAUGGUGCGCCUGCGCAAGGUCAAAGUACCGGAGCGCCGGGAGGCCGAAGAAGUGGUCGUACCGAAGGUGCUGCUUAAGAGCCGCAUGCUGAUGGUCGAGUAUCCGCCGGCGAUGCUCCAAUCAACGGUCACCGAUUUGUCCGCGGUAAGGGCGGUCGGUGAAAUGUUCCGAAUCGAAGAAGACGAGUCGGAGGUGCGGCUCAGAAAGUUAAAGAAAAUCAAAACCACCCGCGGCAAAAAGGUGGAGCUGGAGACGGCGGAUACGGGCGUGUUCGAAGAGGACCGCCCGGAGAAAGAGGAGUUCGAUCAGGAGGCACACAAAUACCAACGGAAGCCGAAGCAACCGGAUGGCGAGCAGCCGGACGAGAGAACGCUUAAGCUGGGCAAGGGCAAGCUCAAGCAGGACACCGACGAAGCGGAGGUCGUGAAGCUUAAGAAAACCCCCAAGAAACCCACAGAACCGGAAGCGGAAGAGCAGAAGCCGGUCAAGAAGGCGCAACAAAAGCCCCAGGAGCAGGAAACCGAGGAUCACCAGCGGCACGUUGAAAAGCCCACCUUCAAGCCGUCCGACAUUCCGGACUACUCGAUCGAUCGGGAAGAGUACGAGCCACCGGAACCACCGGCGGAACAGCCCGAAGAGGCGGUCGGCAAGAAACCGAAAACCAAGAAGAAACCCAAGAUCCCGGAGGUUGAGGAGGACGAACCGCGCAAGCUGGUAAUGGGCAAAGGAAAGCCAGCGCCCGACGUGCCCGAAGAGGACGUCAAGUUUAGGAUCCCGGUCGCGGAGAAGCCGCAUGACGAGCCGACCGACAUUAAGCUGAAGCCUUUCGAGCGGACUCCGUCGAGCGAUGAGAAACCGGAGCGAGACCGUGACCGCGAGAUGGCGCUACCGGUCGAGGCGGUUAAACCACAGGAACCGGAAACGGAACUACCGACGGAGUCGACGAAGGUGAUCAAGAAAGUGAUCAAGAAAACAAAACCCAAGCAAAAGCCCACGGACGAUGGCGAAACGCCAGUGGAACUGGAUGCCGAGCCAGCCGUUCCGGAAAUCGCGGAAGUUGUACCGGAUGUCGUACACGCGGUCCUUCCGAAGACGGUGCCCGAAGAAGAGUUCCAAAGAGCCGAAGAGCUACCGGUAGCUCCGGCACCGCAAACCGACGUCGUGGUUGAGCAGCUCCCGGAAGAGGUACAGGUAACGCAAGUUACGACCGAGUCCGGUGCCAUCGAGCAAACGACGGUGAAGCGGCGUGUAAUCCGGAAGAAGAAGCCGGACGAUACGGUGUCCGAGACCCAGAUCGAGGUGGUCACCGUCCAGACGGGUGACGAGCUUCCCGAGGCAACAGUUACAGUGACAACAACCACCACCGAGGUGGCCCCGGACGAGACUGUGCUGGCGGAGGCGCCGGCACCGGCGGUGCCCAAAAAGCGAACGGUGGUGCGCCUCAAGAAGUCGGCCAAGCCGGACACGCUGCAGGCGGACAUUGACCGGCUGCUGAGCCAGGAGAUCACCAAAACCGAGCUGGAGGUCUACGAACCGUCCGAGUACGAGCCGUCGAAGCGCUCCAAAGACCAACCGGACCAGGUAGUGGCGCCGGAUGAACCGGUGCCAGAACCGGUGCCAGAGCCGGUGCAACCGGUGCCCGUCCAGCCAAAGACCAAAGCUAAGAAACAACACCCAGUUACAUCACAAGAAACGAUCACAUCUACAGAACCAUUCGCCCCACUCGCACCGGAACAGACACUCGACACUACACACACUCCACAAGCCCUGGAGUCCUCACGUGCAACGACGGUCGACCUGCAGGAGGACACGUUCGUGACGAACGAGUUCGUCGAAACCGCACCGCUAGGCGAUGUGGUGCAGCCGGUCGACAUAGCAGAGAUGCCUUCGGAAACGCUCGCCGUAACGGCGAAACCGCAGGUAACGGCGGCACCCGUGGAGGAGUUUGCCGAGGUACCGGAAGAGCAGACCGGAGAUGACGUAGCCAGUGUGCGGCCCGAGGAGCUGCAAGCCACCGCGAUGGACAUUACAUCGGCCGUGACGGAGACAUCAACCGUGAGUAGACCGCUGCUUGAGGCAGCACCCGCAGAGGGUCAGUACGAUCAGCUGGAGGAGGAAGCCGACACCGUUCCGUCACUGUCACUGGACACCGUCCAGGUGGCCCCGACCGACGUGUCGGACGGUGCGAACGAGCGACCGAGCGUGCAGGGUAAACCCCUGCUCGAGGCGGCCCCGGUGCAGGAUCAGUGGGACGUGUCCAUCGAAGAGGCCGACACCGUGGCAUCGGUCACGCUCAACGAGGAACACCUGGCACCGGUAGAGGUGCCGGCCGCGGCCACCGAAGUGUCGGCCGUGGAGUUGCAGCCAACGGUGGCGACGGCACCCGCCGAGCCCGCCAAGAAGCCCGUCAAAAAGGUGACGGUGGUGAAGAAGAAGAAGGCCAGCAUCGAUGACGAUGCGGAACUGCAGCGGCUGCUGAACCUGGAGGUGGAAAAGACGGAACUUGAGCAGUACGAGCGGAUCGACGUGGACGCGAAGCAGAAGGUUAAACCGGAGACGGGUGAGAUUGCUAAGCUAGAACCGAUUAGGAUCGAACGCAAGGAACAGAAACCGACCAAACUCGAAGUCACUGACACACAAGAACCACAGACAGUUAAACUGCGCCGGACGGUCGUGCCGGAGCGGCCCGAAGUGAAGGAGGUGACCGUGCCGAAGGUGCUGCUCAAGAGCCGCAUCGAGCACGUCGAGCUGUCGGUGGCCGGGCAGCAACCGCAGGUGGUGCAGCUGGACACGAGACCGGGCGUAGGAAUGUUGUCGCGCAUCGAAGAGGACGAACCCGAGCGCACCAAGAAGAUCGUCAAGAAGGUGAAGGUGCUCAAGAAAGACAAACCGGAGCUAGAGACGCUGGACAUCGAGCGGUACGAGAAGGAACCGAAACCGGACGAGCCGGUGGAGGACGACAAACCAAAGUACCAGCGCCAAGCGAAGGAGCCGGCACCGAAAGAUGAACCGGAGCAGCGUACGCUUCAGCUUGGCAAGGGUAAGCUUAAACCGGAGCAGGACGACCACGAGGAGGUGAAGCUAAAGAAAACGCCCACGAAACCGAAAGAAGAGCCGGUUGAGGAGGCGACACCCAAGAAGAAGGUACAGGAAACACCCCAGCAAGAAGACGUCAAGGGCAAGACGCGGCACGUCGAGAAGCCCACGUUUACGCCGACCGACAUACCCGACUACGAGACGCCACUGGAACCGUACGUCAAACCGGAACCGGAACCGGUCGAGAAGCCGGUCGAAGAGCCGGAACCGCAAAGGCCGACGAAGGAACCGAAAGUACCGCAGGUACCGGAGGAGCCCGAACACAAGAUUGUGCUCGGCAAGGGCAAGAAACCGGAACCGGAGCCGGACGAUGAGUUUAAGUUCCGUAAGCCGAUUCCGGGGAAACCGGAAGAGGAGAAGGACGAAAUUAAGCUAAAACCGUUCACGAAACCAACGCCCGAGCCGGAGCCGAAGGAGCGUGAUGGUGACCGUGAAAUGGCGCUGCCCGUACCGAAAGACACACCGGACGAGCCAGAGCAAGAAAAGACGCCCAAGAAGGUGAUCAAGAAAACGGUGGUCAAGAAACCUCGUGCACCGGCACAGGAAGAAGAGCCCGUCCCGGAGGCCGCUCCUGAGGAGUUAGCUCCGGUGCCUGCGGAAGUGCCUGCGGAAGUCGCUCCCGAACCGAAGAAAGAGGUCGAGAAACCGAAACCGGUGCUGGCAAAGGUCGAACAGCCAACGGAGAAGGUCCUACCUCGGCCGGCCGAAGACCACACGGAGGAACUGGUAGUUCCGCAAGCUCCACAGGCUGAGGUGCCUACCGAAGUGCAAGCAGAGCCCGCACUGGCGGAGGCCGCCGUCGAGAAGCCGGCUGAGGUUCUGGAGUCCGUUGAAAAAGAAAAGACCGUUGUGGUCAAGAAGAAGGUGGUGAAAAAGCCGAAAAAGAAACCGGACGAAGAUGCGGAACUCGAGCGGCUCCUGAACCUGGAGGUCGAAAAGACCGAGCUGGAGCAGUACGAGAAGAUAGACCUCGAACCGAAGGAGAAACCGAAACCAGAACCUCAACAGCCGGUGGCGGUGGUAGAGAAGGCCCCGAUCGAGCCAGUACCGGUGGCUGUACCGAAGCCGAAGCCGGUUUCCAAGGCACAGCUCGUCGAAGAGGUGUUGGAACCGCAGGAAACGACCGAGACUAUCGAAGCUCCGGUCCGUCCAGUGCCAACCGAAGCGCAGCCUGUCGCCAUCCCGGAAGAGGUGUGCGGUGCUGCGCAGGAAACGCCGGCCGUGGUGGUGCACAAAGACGAACCGAAGGACACUGUGACGGUCCCGGUUCCGGUCCCGGAGCCCACCCCGGUCGAGGCGGAACAAGAAAAGAAGGUGGUCAAGAAGAAGGUGGUGCCCAAGAAACCGAAGAAAGCUUCGGUCGACGACGACGAGCAGCUGCAGCGGUUGUUGAACCUGGAGAUCGAAAAGACCGAGCUCGAGCAGUACGAAAAGGUGGACGUCGAAAUCAAGAAACCGGAAAAGACGGUGGAGUCGGUCGAAGUGCGGCGUCCCUCGCAGGUGGCCCAGGUCGAGGAACCGGCCCCGGUAGAGGUAACGCUCCGGCCAAAGAAGCCGGCACAGAAACCGGUCGAGCCGGAGCCAGUGGAGGCUGAGUUUAAGAUCACGAAGAAGCCGCGCCUACCCGAGGCACCGCAGCAGGUCGAAGAGCAGAUCACGCUCAGGCCGGCGCCACAGACGGCAGAGGAAACGGUCAGUGUGGAGCGUAUCAUCAAGAUCGAGGUAGAACAACCGGACAAGCCCCUCAUUGAAGAGGUCGAAGAGGACGUAGGCGGCCAGUACGAGGAGGACGCCGGAACGGUGGAGCCGGUGGUUGAAGAACCGAUUGACUUUGUGCCCGUAGUGACGGAGGAAGAGAUUGUCCCGGUGCAGCCCCUGCUGGUGGAGGAAGUGCACGAUGUGCAGCCGAUCGUCGAGGACGCCAUCAUUGAGGUGCCCUCGGAGGAGCUAGCCACCGUUGUGGAGUCGGUGCCGAUCGAAGCGAUCGUAGAAGAGCCACAGGAGCCAUCCGAGGCUCCGAAGGUUUCGGUGCCGGAACAGAAACCGGCAGUGGUCGAAAAGGAGAAACCAGAGAAGCCCAAGAAAAAGGUGACGGUGGUGAAGAAGAAGAAGGCCAGCAUCGAUGACGAUACGGAACUGCAGCGGCUGCUGAACCUGGAGAUCGAAAAGACCGAACUGGAGCAGUACGAACGGGUCGACGUGGACCUUAAGAAGCGCGAAAAGAUGCAGAUUGAACAGCAGCCGAUCGCGCAGCAAGCCGUGGAGUCUACCGUUGAGCCGGAAGAGAGCGCUCAGGUGAAGCUGCCGGCGCGCAAGAAGAGCACACCGAAGGUCGAACCGAUCGAGGAGACCGAAGUGGAGGUUAGGCUCAAGCCCAAGCGACAGCCGGAGGUACCCGAGGUUCAGGAGGCAACGGUUUCGCUCCGCAAACCGAAGAAACCGCCGGUGGUGGUGGAAGAAACGGCGACGGAAGAGAUUGUCCUGCUCAAACCAUCGGUCGUCCCGGCCAAGCCCGACGAGGUGGAGGACGUGGAGGAGCUGGUGAAGCUGAAAGCCAAACCGGCCCCAUACACAAUGGACGAGGCCGAAGCCUCGCUCGAGAUUGUGCGGGAGGUGGAACAGCCUGCCCCCGAGCCUACCGAACCGGCUGUCGUGGCACCGGUGGAAGCACCGGCACCGAAGCCCGCACCCGAACCGGAGGUAAAGAAACCGAAAAAGAAGGUGGUGCCGAAGAAGAAAAAGGAGGACGAUAUCGAUGAGGUUACCCGGAAGCUGCUCGAAAUGGACGUGCCCAAGACGGAGCUGGAGAAGUACGAAAAGGUGGACCUGGAUAUCGCCAAGAAGCCAAAGGAGGAGACACUCGAGGAGGUAACGAUGGUCAAGCGCAAACCGAAACUGAAGCCAUCGGUGGACGAGGAGGAAGAGGUCGAGGCGAAGCUGGCUCUGCCGCGCAAGAAACCCUCCGUGGCGGAACCGGAAGAAGCCGAAGCCACGUUCAAGGUGGCGAGAAAGCCUUCGGUCGAACCGCAGCCAGCGGAGGACGUUGAAGCGUCGCUUACGAUCACCCAGGAGCAGGAACAGCCUCCGGAGGAAGAGGUGAUCACGGAGCACGUGGUGGUGCGCAAGCAGCGCCCACGGCCCAAGCCAGCCUUCCGCCGGGAGGUGCUCGACGAGGAGGAGGUGCGUAUCAAGAAGAUCAAGAAGGUGCGCCAGCCACGGCCGGUGUUCAAGGACAUCGAGCCGGAGAACGUGACGUUCCAGCCGCGCCGCACCAAGCACAUCGAGGACAUUGAGCAGGAGUUCAAGAUACAGCUCGAUUCCUACGCCCGCGAAGAGAUCUCGAUGUCCGGCCGGGUGAAGCUGCCCGCCCCGUACAGCUACGGCGAGGAGACGGGCGAGGCGCACAUUACGAUCGUGAAGCAGGUCGACGAGGACGACGAGGUGGUAUACGAAGUGAUCUACGAUGAUAGUGAGCAGGACGCGCCGGACGACGGCGACGACUACUACCGGUACGCGGACGAGGACACCGAGAACGUGGUCCUGGAGCUGCGCAAACGGCGCGAAAAGCUCGAAAACCUGAUCAUGCACCACGAGGAGGAAAUCACUCUCGAUCUCACGCAACAACGCAACAGACUACAACAGUUCACCACCACCACACACGAUGAAGAAUCAUUCACACUGAAACAGCCCAAGAAAGUCCUACCGACAUACUCUGAAGAAGAUGCCAACGACAUGUACUGCAUUCAGGCGGUGGAGGCCGAAAAUGAGGAAGCCCUGCACAUCGUCGAAGGAGAGAAGGUCUACGUGAUAGAACACAGCAACUCCGAGUGGUGGUACGUGAAGCGUUCGUGGUCCGAGGAGCGCGGGUUCGUGCGUCGCGAGCACCUGAUGGACGCCGUCACCUACCCGCAGUACGUGCAGAAGACGCUAAACGAAAAGAUCGACAAGCUGCCAGUCUUCGAGAAGCCGGCUCCGAGCGAGCGGCGCCCUCUGGCGCCCAAGAUCGUCGAGAAGCUGCAGCCGAUCACGACCCAGGACGGGUACACGGUGCAGUUCGAGUGCAAGGUGGACGGGUUCCCGCGGCCCUCGAUCACCUGGUUCCGGCAGACGGCCAUCAUCAAGCCGUCACAGGACUUCCAGAUCUACUACGACGAUGACAACGUGGCGACGCUCAUCAUUCGCGAGGUGUUCCCCGAGGACGCGGGCACGUUCACGUGCGUGGCUAAGAACGUGGCUGGGUUUGCAUCGAGCGCGACCGAGCUCGUCGUUGACUCGGUCUCGUCCGACCACGGCUCGGACGUGGCGACGCUAUCGCGCAAGAGCAUGUCCCGUGAGUCGUCGCUGGCGGACAUUCUCGAGGGCAUCCCUCCGACGUUCUCGCGCAAACCGAAGGCACAGUACGUGGACGCCGGGUCGGAUGUGUUGCUCGAGUGCCGCCUGGUGGCCGUACCGGAACCGGACAUACUCUGGUACUACAACGGGGUGGAGAUCGCCAGCAAGGACAACGUGCAGGUGGCCGUCGAGUCGGACAUGCACAUGUACUGCACGGUGGUGCACAUCAAGGCGAUCGACAAGGGACAGGAGGGCUCGUACCAGGUGGUGGCCCGCAACCGCGAAGGUGAAUCGACGCUGGACAUUACGGUGAAGGUGAAGACCGGCGUGCAGGAGCCACCGCAGAUCCUGGAGCCGCUCAAGAGCAUGAGCAUCCGCCAGGGUGAGACGGUCGUGCUGUCGACGCAGAUCGUCGGCAAUCCGGCCCCGGAGGUGCAGUGGUUCAAGAACGGGGUAGCACUGGACGGUGCGGUGACGCACGUCGAUCGCAACAUGUACACCGUUACGCUGGUGGCCCCGUCGCAGGAUAACGCCGGCGAGUACACGGUGCGCGCUAAGAACUCGGCGGGUAGCGUCGAAACGGUGGCAUUCCUGACGGUGGACGAAUCGAACGUCGGCAACCCGCAGGCACCGCUGUUCCUGGAGCGCUUCGAGGAGCAAAACGUAGCGCAGGGGGCCACGAUUAAGCUGCCGGCCAAGGUCACCGGUAAUCCGGUGCCGGAGGUUCUCUGGUUGCGCAACAACAACACGCUGCUGCCGUCGAAACGCGUCAAACAGGCGUACGAUGGGGAGAACAUUGAGCUGCUCAUCCAGCAGGCCGACUCGGAGCAGGACUCGGGCAACUACAAGUGCAUCGCGUCCAACACGAUCGGUAAGGCUUCGCACGGGGCCCGCGUUACGGUGGAGGUGGACAAGGUAACGUUCACGAAGAAGCUCAAGAAGACGGUCACCGUCGAGGAGAGCAAAGCGGUCACGCUGGAGUGCGAAACUUCGCACACCGUGUCGACGAAGUGGUUCCACAACGAGCGCGAACUGAGCGGCAUGGACCACCGGAUGAUCGUGCAGGAGGGCAAGGUGCACAAGCUGAGCAUCAAGAACCCGAUCGUCAACGAUACGGGCGUGUAUCGGUGCACGGUGAAGGGACAGCUCACCGAGUGCCAUCUGACGGUGAUCGAGGCGAAGCCCGAGUUCCUGCGCCGGCUGGACGAUGUGGAGACGAAGGAGAAGGAGAACGCCGUGCUCGAGGUGGAGAUCACGUCGGAAACGGCGGACGUCACCUGGUACAAGGAGGGCCGCAAGAUCGUCGAGACGGCGGGCAAGUACGAGUUCAGCAAGAAGGGCAAAACGCGUGCCCUGUACGUGCGUAACACGUCGGUGCACGACGAAGGCGAGUACACGUGCGCCCUGGCCGACCAGGAGUGUUCGGCCGAGGUGUCGGUGAUCGAGCUCCCGCCGGAGAUCAUCAGUCCGCCGCGCGAUGUGACGGUGGCCCGGGGCGAGGACGCCAUCUUCGAGCUGGAGCUGACCAAGGGUGACGCGCUGGUGCGCUGGUAUCGCAACGCCGACGAACUGUCGUUCAACGGCCACUUCCAGCUGUCGAUCGACGGGAAGCGGCAGACGCUCAAGGUCAACCGGACCGUCGACGAGGACGCGGGCGAGUACACGUGCGUGGUCGGGGAGCAACGGGCCAAGGCCCGGCUGACGGUCGAGAAACCGGUCGUCGACUUUGUCAAACGGUUGCCGGAGGUGACGCUCGCCACCCGGGACAACGAUGCCGUGUUCACGGUGGAACUGUCCGAAUCGGCCGAAGUGGUGUGGUACCGCAACAGCAAGAUCAUCGCCGCAUCCAGCAGCAAGUACGAGCUGGUGGCCGAAAAGUGCGUCCGCAAGUUGCUCGUCAAGAACGUGUCCGAGGAGGACGAGGACGAGUACACGUGCACGGUGUCGAACGCGAAAACCUCGUCGAAGCUUCGGGUCGAGAUCAUCAAGGUGGCUCCGACGAUCUUCGAGGGACCGAAAACAUUUACCAUCCGCAAGGACGAGGACAUCACGUUCCAUGUGAAGUUUAAUGCUACGCCGAAACCGGAGGCCGAAUGGUGCGUCAACAAGCGCAUCAUCAUCCCGUCGCCGGCAAAGUUUAUCUCGACCGUAACCGACGAAACGGCCAGCUUGACCAUCAAGCGGGCGGCCGAAGUGGAUGCCGGAGAAUUCACGCUCAAGCUCUCCAACGAGUGCGGUGAUGCCAGCACCUCCUUUACGCUGAUCAUUAAAAAACAACCGGGAGCUCCGGAAGCCCCGGAAGCGACGCUCAUCACGGACGACUCGAUCACGCUGUUCUGGAAGGCUCCGGCUGAUGAUGGCCACAGCCCCAUCACGGAGUACGUGCUGGAGUACCAAGAGAAGGGUGCCAAAAAAUGGACCGAGGUCACGUCGAUCAAGGAGACUACGACGACCGUCACGCGACUGACGAAGAACUCCGAGUACACAUUCCGUGUGACGGCUGUCAACGAGGUGGGCAAGGGACCGGCAUCGCCAAACUCGCCCUACUACAAGAUCAUGGCACCGAUCAAGAAGGAGGCGCCGGUGGUGAGCGAGCCCCUGAAAGACGUUCACGUUGGGCUCGGCCAAUCGGUGACGCUGAGCUGCAUCGUGGCUGGCGUCCCGGUACCGGAGGUCGCCUGGUUCCGCAACGGACAGCCGAUCCGACAGGACGUGUCGUACGAGAACGGUGUGGCCAGGUGUGUGAUCAAGUCCACCACGGUUGACAGUGGUGCCAGCUACGUUUGCAAAGCUUCGAACGAGAUGGGCAGUGUAGAGAGCAGCUGCCAGGUGAUCAUCGAAGAAAAACCGACACUGACGGUAGACAAGAAGCAAAUCGUUCAGAAGCUACGCGUUGCCGACGAAUGGAAGGUGGUGGCCGAGUUUACCGGUUACCCGGCCCCGCAGAUUGUCUGGUUCCGCGAGGAAGAGACCCUUGUUUCGAGUGCCGAGCGCACGAUCGUAACGGUGGGUCAAUCGUCGACGAUCGUUAUCUCGUCGCUCGAUCGGGCCGACACCGCCAAGUACACGGUCGAGGCACGCAACUCGGCCGGUUCUGCCACGGUCGAUCUGACGCUCAAGGUGAUCGACAAACCGAGCAAACCGGAGGGUCCCAUCAUCGUGCGGGAACUCAGCCCCGAGGCGGUGGUGAUCGAGUGGAAACCACCGUCGGAUGACGGCGGCCUGGAGAUCUCGCAGUUCACGAUCGAGAAGUGUGACGACGCCAACAAGAACGCCUGGAUCAAGGUGGCCGAGGUGCAGCGCAACAUCAAGUCGUACUGCAUCCAGAAGCUAAUCGAUAGCACCCAGUAUCACUUCCGUGUGAUCGCCCAGAACCCGGUCGGGUGCUCCGAGCCGCUGGAGAGUGCCACGGUGAAGAUCCAGCAAACGGUCGAGGCACCCUCGCCACCGCGCGGUCCAAUCGAAACGUCCGGCAUGACGAGCAGCUCGUUCACGCUGAUGUGGCAACCGUCGGAGUCGAACGGUGGCAGCAAGAUAACGGAGUACAUCGUCGAGGUGAAGGAAGCGAAGAAGAAGGUGUGGAAGGUGGUGAGUACUACCUCGUCCACCGAAACGUCGCUGCUGAUCGAGAACCUGGCGUUGAACAAAGCGUACGACUUUAAGAUCUCCGCCAAGAAUAAGGUGGGCACUAGCAUGCCGCUCCAGACGGUGGAGUCCAUCGUCGCUGGAAAGGAAAUCACACCUCCGUCGGCGCCACGAAAUCUGCGCAUUAUGAAUGUGACCAGCAAGAGCGUGAAGCUCGAGUGGCUACAGCCGGAAACGAACGGAGGGUCGGACGUCACGGGGUACAUUAUCGAGAAGCGGCUGACCACGGCCCAGCAGUGGACCAAGAUCAAGACGCUCGAGUCCAACUGCUUGUCGUACUGUGUCGACAAUAUGAAGGAAAAGUCGGAGCUGGUGUUCCGGAUAUUCGCCGAGAACGCGGUUGGGCUCAGCACGCCCACGGUGUCGGAAAGCGUCGUGCUCAAGUCACAUGCCACCGUUCCUUCCCCGCCGACUGGCCCGCUGGAGAUCCGCUACCUCGGACCGAACAUCAACAUUGUCGAAUGGGGCAUUCCAGAGUCGGACGGAGGAGCACCGCUCGAGGGCUACAACAUUGCGAUCCGCAACGCGAAGAAAACGAUGUGGAUGGAGGUUGGCCGGGUGGCGGCCGAUUGCCAGUCGUUCAACAUCAAGGACCUGCAGGAGAGUGAGGACUACUUGAUCCGCAUCAUGGCCCGGAACGAGGUCGGCAUCAGUGAUCCGUUGGAAUCGGACGAACCAUACACCGUACAGCUGGGAGCGGGUAAGUGUGCCCCGGAUGACACGCACGACGAGACAACGCGAGACUUCUCGGAGCCGACCGGCACGAACACGUCGUCCUGGUUGCGUGAACACAACAUGACGGCCGACAUCAACAGCUACGCCCGUCACAAGCUGCUGCGGCGCAGCGAGUACUUCUUCAAACUGUGGGCCAACGCGAAGAACCUCUUCAAGUGAACCGGCCCUUCGGCGUAAUCGUCGUCGGAAGGAAAGAUUGUAUAUCGUCAGAAACUAUCCAACCAAUCCCAGUGUUCCAUACGUGUAGUGAAUCUGUGGCCGGCGGUGGCCUCCAAUUCAACCGCUGUUGCCGCCGCCGCCGCCACCGCUGCUGUUGUGUAUGUAAAUGUUGCUUAACUAAUGUUGUCUCUAUCGGAGCGCUCUCGCAAAUCGGACAGAGCCUGGAGCGGAGAUAACACCCAACGCUAGCGAAUCGAGAGGAAAUUGCAAACAAGACCAGACCAAGAAUUGAAACCGAAUCCGCAUGGAACUGUGAUAAAAGAGUCCUUCGAGGAAUGAUCAUGACCGAUGAAGAUCGAAUCAAACGGGAUUUAUUGAGGAAGCGAGCGUAAAGAGCGAGAGAGAGAGAGGAGAGAGAAAUAGAGGAGAGUCAGAGAAAUCUGUAGGGUAAUUGUAUUUAAUUUAUUCGAUCAACCGCUGACACAACCAGCAACGACUUGCAGCCACCACGAGAGGGCUACCGUGGACCAGUCUGUGGUCUGGUAGCCCGGCUGCGUAUGACUCUAGCAACUUUCUGAACGCAUAGAGGCAAUGCUUUGGCGUACCAAAACAGGCCGUAACCGAGCAUGGUUCCACACGGGGCUUCCACACAGCACCCUCCGGUGUCCGAAGGGGGAAAACAUUGGUGCGAAUGUUGUCCCUUUUCGGACCCACAGCUGAAUGGCCGUCCUCGUGUAACUCUGCGGGCCAAAUGAGUAGUUUUGAUCCGUUGCCCACUAUUUACUAUUUAUACUCUAGUCGAAAUUUGUUUGGCGGAACUCGCUGUGGUUCCAACAUUUUUUUUAUAUCAAUCUUUAAUUAUCUAUAUCGCCUGACCCAAAGCGCGAUUGAAUCUAGUUUAAGAGAGAAAGGAGUGUUGUUGAAGAGAAAAAUCGAAUCGAGCGUUCUAGCAAUCUUCCUGUUCUGUUACACUCUUUGUUACUACUUUUAGUUGUGCGAAAAAAGGAGCACACGAUGCUUAAUUUAUAACGAUUUUAAACAAAAACUGUGUGUACCGAAACCAAAAUACAGUCCA